CUUGCUUUUCGGCCAAAUAAAAUAUAAACUAAUAAAAUCUGUCUUCAUUUAUCUCUCUCAGUUGUUGUUCCUAACUUUCAAUGUUCAAUGUGAUUAAAAAACAUGUAAAUUAACCUACUUGUAAUUUCUGUGUUUGAAAUGACAGAAGCUAAGCAAGCAAUUGUGCCACCUCCUGAGCCUGAACCUAAACCUGCAGUAGCUCUAAAAUCUCCAAAACCAACUGCAGAACCAGCACCUGCUGUUACUGCUCCAGUGACAACCCCAGUUGUUGGAAAGAAAGCAGAGGCCAAGCCACCAAAAGAGGAAGCUCCGAAGGGUAUCAGUCCAGUCAAAGCCAAGAAGACACCUUCACCAGCAGAUGCAGAAAGAAGGAAACUCAGGCCAGGCAGUGGUGGUGAAAAACCUCCUGAAGAGCCUCCAUUCACUUACCAACUUAAGGCUGUACCACUGAAGUUUGUCAAGGAGAUGAAAGAUAUUGUGCUAAAAGAAGCUGAGUCUGUUGGGUCUUCUGCAAUCUUUGAAGUCCUUAUUUCACCAUCCACUGCAAUUACAAGCUGGAUGAAAGAUGGAAGUAACAUCCGAGAGAGCCCAAAACACAAGUUUAUUGCUGAUGGCAAAGAUAGGAAGCUGCAUAUUAUUGAUGUCCAGCUGUCUGAUGCUGGUGAAUAUACUUGUGUAUUACGACUGGGGAACAAAGAGAAGACCUCUACGGCCAAACUCAUUGUUGAAGAACUCCCAGUGCGGUUUGUGAAAACACUUGAAGAAGAAACCACUGUCAUUAAAGGCCAGCCACUGUACUUGACGUGUGAGCUUAACAAAGAAAGAAAUGUGGUCUGGAGAAAGGAUGGUAGGAUCAUCAUAGCCAAGCCUGGGAAGUUUGCUCUGGGUGUUAUUGGUUUGUCCCAUUCUCUCACGGUCGCUGAUUCAGAUGAUGCUGAUGCUGGCACUUACACUGUUACUGUGGAAGACUCUGAACUGUCAUGCUCAUCUUGUGUUAAGGUAGUAGAGGUUAUAAGGGACUGGUUAGUAAAACCCAUAAGAGACCAGCAUGUUAAACCAAAAGGAACAGCUACUUUCAGCUGUGACAUUGUCAAGGAUACACCAAACAUUAAGUGGUUUAAAGGAGAUGAGGAAAUUCCUGCUGAACCCACUGACAAGACAGAAAUCUUGAAAGAAGGAAAUAAAAUUUUCCUGAAAAUCAAGAAUGCUGGCCCUGCUGAUGUUGGAGAAUAUUCAGUGGAAGUUGAAGGUCGCAGAUACCCAGCUAAACUGACCCUUGGUGAACGUGAAGUUGAACUUCUGAAGCCAUUAGAGGAUGUUACAGUUUAUGAGAAAGAAACAGCAAACUUUGAUACAGAAAUAUCUGAGGAUGAUAUUCCUGGUGAAUGGAAGCUGAAAGGAGAAAUCCUGAGACCUUCACCUACAUGUGAAAUCAAAGCUGAAGGAGGAAAACGCUUCCUAACCUUACACAAAGUCAAGUUAGAGCAAGCUGGUGAAGUCCUUUAUCAGGCACUUAAUGCUGUUACUACAGCUAUCCUGACAGUCAAAGAAAUUGAAUUGGACUUUGCUGUGCCCCUAAAAGAUGUUACUGUUCCUGAGAAGCGCCAAGCAAGAUUUGAGUGUGUCCUUACGAGAGAAGCCAAUGUUAUAUGGUCUAAGGGCACUGAUAUACUCAAGAUUGGAGAAAAAUUUGACAUCAUUGCAGAUGGAAAGAAGCAUAUUCUUGUUAUCAAUGAUUCACAGUUUGAUGAUGAGGGAGAGUACACUGCUGAAGUGGAUGGCAAGAAGAGCACAGCGAGACUGUUUGUGGAAGGUGUGAGGCUGAAGUUCAUAUCACCUCUACAGGAUCAAACAGUGAAAGAAGGGGAAACAGCUCACUUUCAGUUUGAGCUUUCUCAUGAAGACAUGCCAGUGAAAUGGUACAAAAAUGACAAGAGACUUCAUACAAGCAGAACAGUUUUUAUUACUUCAGAAGGCAAAGUUCACAAACUAGAAAUGAGAGAAGUAACACUUGAUGAUAUUUCUGAAAUAAAGGCCGUAGUCAAGGACAUGAACACACAAGCCAACCUCAAAGUCUUAGAGGCCGAUCCAUAUUUCACUGUGAAGUUACAAGACUACAGUGCUGUAGAGAAAGAUGAUAUUACUCUGGAGUGUGAACUUAGCAAAGAUGUGCCAGUAAAAUGGUACAAAAAUGGUGAAGAACUUGUAGCUUCCAACAGAAUUUCCAUAAAAACGGAUGGCUUGCGCCGUAUCCUGAAGAUCAAGAAGGCUGCAGAGAGUGAUAAGGGUGUUUAUGAGUGUGACUGUGGAACCGACAAGACAAGCGCUAAUAUCGGUGUUGAAUCUCGCAUAAUUAAAGUGGAGCGUCCAUUGUAUGGGGUGGAAGUAUUUGUUGGUGAAACAGCACGCUUUGAAAUUGAAAUUUCUGAGCCUGAUGUCCAUCCUAUAUGGAAGCUAAAGGGAGAAACCCUAACACCUUCACCUGACUGUGAAAUCAUUGAAGAUGGGAAGAAACAUAUUCUUGUCCUUCAUAACUGCAACCUUGAUAUGACUGGAGAAGUGUCUUUCCAAGCUGCUAAUGCUAAAAGUGCUGCUAAUCUGAAAGUGAAAGAAUUACCUCUCAUCUUUAUCACUCCACUAAGUGAUGUGAAGGUCUUUGAGAAGGAUGAAGCUAAGUUUGAAUGUGAGGUGUCCAGAGAACCCAAGACUUUCCGCUGGUUGAAAGGAACAGAAGAGAUCACUCCUGAUGAAAGAUUUGAAAUUGUUUCAGAUGGAACAAAGCAUGCUCUGAUUAUUAAAUCUGUUGCCUUUGAGGAUGAAGUUAAAUAUACAUUUGAAGCUGAAGAUAAAAGAACAAGUGCCAAGCUAAUUAUUGAAGGUAUCCACCUGAAAUUCAUUACUCCUCUCAAGGAUGUAACCAAAAAGGAACGAGAAACUGCAGAGUUCACUGUGGAACUCUCCCAUGAAAAUAUCUCUGUUAUCUGGUUCAAGAAUGACCAACGAUUACAUACCAGCAAAGUGGUUUCAAUGACAGAUGAUGGCAAAUUCCAUACACUCGCAAUCAAAGAUCUUACUAUUGAUGACACUUCUCAGAUUAAAGUAGAAGCUAUGGGCAAAUCCUCAGAAGCUAAACUCACUGUCCUUGAGGGAGACCCUUACUUCACCGGGAAGCUGCAGGAUUACACUGCCGUAGAGAAAGAUGAAGUAAUCUUACAAUGUGAAAUCAGCAAAGCAGAUGCCCCAGUGAAAUGGAUGAAGGAUGGCAAUCCAAUUACUGCAUCAAAGAAUGUUGUUAUUAAGGCUGAUGGUAAAAAGAGAAUCCUUAUUCUCAAGAAAGCUUUGAAGAAAGACAUUGGACAGUACACUUGUGACUGUGGUACUGAUCAAACCUCUGCUAAACUCAAUAUUGAAGACCGGGAUAUUGAGGUUGUACGACCACUAUACAGUGUGGAGGUGAUCGAGACAGAGACUGCCCGUUUCGAUAUUGAAAUCUCCGAGGAAGGGAUCCAUGGGAACUGGAAGCUAAAAGGAGAACCCCUUACUGAAUCAGCCGAAUGUGAAAUCAAGGAAGAAGGCAAAAAGCACUUCCUUACCCUCUACAAUGUGCGCUUAGAUCAAGCUGGUGGAGUAGAUUUCCAAGCAGCAAAUGCCAAGUCUGGUGCUCACCUUCGAGUGAAACCUCGAGUAAUUGGCUUGCUGAGACCCCUCAAGGAUGUAACAGUGACAGCUGGGGAAUCAGCAACCUUCGAUUGCGAACUCUCUUAUGAGGGAAUCCCAGUAGAGUGGUUCCUGCAAGGAAAGAAAUUGGAGCCCAGUGAUAAGGUUGUGACACGUGCUGAAGGGAGAGUUCACACCCUUGUUCUGAGAGACGUCAAAUUAACAGAUGCAGGAGAGGUAUCACUGACAGCAAAAGAUUUCAGAACUCAAGCAAAUCUUUUUGUGAAAGAACCCCCUGUUGAAUUUACUAAACCACUUGAGGACCAGACUGUUGAAGAGGAGGCCACUGCAACACUGGAAUGUGAAGUUUCCAGGGAAAACGCAAAAGUUAAAUGGUUCAAAAAUGGAGAAGAAAUUCAUAAAUCAAAGAAGUAUGAUAUAAUUUCUGAUGGCAGGGUCAGAAAACUCAUCAUCCGUGGCUGCACACUGGACGAUGCAAAAACAUAUAGCUGUGAUGCUAAGGAUUUUAAGACAUCAUGUUUUCUCAAUGUAGAACCUAUUCGUGUGGAGUUCCUGAAACCCCUAACUGACCUUGAGGUUAAAGAAAAACAAUCUGCUCGAUUUGAAUGUGAAAUUUCUCGUCCAGGUGUCAAGGUGAAGUGGUUUAAGGAUGGCAUGGAAAUCAGAAAAGGCAAAAAGUAUGAUAUAAUUUCCAAAGGAGCAGAACACAUUCUUGUUGUCAAUAAAUGUGUCUUUGAUGAUGAAGCUGAAUAUUCCUGUGAAGCAAAAACAGCUCGAACUUCAGGCCUACUUACGGUGAUAGAGGAGGAGGCUGUUUUCACAAAAAAUCUUCCUGAUCUUGAAGUAAAUGAAAAUGACACUGUAAAAUUGAUCUGUGAAGUCUCAAGGCCUAAUGCUGAAGUCACUUGGCUUAAAGGAGACGAAGAGGUACCUGAUGGUGGUAGAUUUGAACACAUUUCUGAUGGCAGAAAGAGAAUUCUUCUUAUACAUAAUGCUCAUCCGGAAGAUGCUGGCAAAUAUACUUGCAAGCUCCCAAGCUCUAGUACAACAGGAAAACUUACUGUGCAUGAACUUGCAGCAGAAUUUCUUACCAGACCACAAAAUCUUGAGGUGCUUGAAGGAGAAAAAGCUGAAUUUGUCUGUACAGUAUCCAAAGAGGCCAUUGAAGUACAGUGGCUGAGGGGUGACACAGUCCUGGAGCCUGGUGAAAAGUAUGACAUAAUUUCAGAUGGCAAGAAGAGGACGCUUGUGGUUAAAGACACUAUUCUAGGAGAUACAGGAAUGUAUAGUGUCAUGGUUGGUGAAGCUAAAGCUGCAGCACACUUAGGAGUGAUUGAAAAACUCAGAAUUAUAACUCCUCUUAAGGACCAAGAAGUUAAUGAGUGUCAAGAAGUUAUCUUCAACUGUGAAGUUAAUAAAGAAGGUGCCAAAGAGAAGUGGUACAAAAAUGAUGAGGCAAUAUUUGAUAGUGCAAAGUACAUUAUUGUUCAGAAGGGUUUAGUUUACACUCUCAGAAUCAGAGAUGCAGAGCUGAAAGAUCAAGCUACUUACAGCAUUGCACUGUCAAACCAGAGAGGUGAACAGGUCAAAAGCUCUGCUGCCUUAACAGUAUUAGAGGAGGACCUCAAAAUUAUUGAGCCCCUUGAAGACAUUGAGACCAUGGAAAAGAAAACUGUCACAUUCUGGUGCAAAGUCAAUCGCCUUAAUGCAACUCUCAAAUGGACAAAGAAUGGUGAAGAGAUCACAUUUGACAGGCGCAUUUUGUACAAAAUUGAUAAAUUCAAACACUCAUUGAUCAUUAAAGACUGUGGGUUUAUAGAUGAAGGUGAAUACACUGUUACUGCUGGACAAGACAAAUCUGUUGCAGAACUUCUCAUCACAGAAGCACCAGCAGACUUCACUGAACAUCUUCAGGAUCAGACUGUCACUGAAUUUGAUGAUGCUGUCUUUACAUGCCAGCUUUCCAAAGAGAAAGUCAGUGUAAAAUGGUACAGAAAUGGAAGAGAAAUCAAAGAAGGCAAAAAAUACCAGUUUGAAAAGGAUGGAAAUCUGCACCGGUUAAUCAUAAAAGACUGUAGACUAGAUGAUGAGUGCGAAUAUUCCUGUGGAGUGGAUGACAGGAGAUCUAGGGCAAGACUUUUUGUUGAAGAAAUCCCUGUUGAGAUUAUCCGACCACCACAAGAUAUUUAUGAAGCUCCCGGUGCAGAUGUCAUCUUCAUGGCUGAAUUGAACAAAGAUGGUGUGGAGGUCAAAUGGCUGAGAAACAACAUGAUUAUCAUCCAAGGUGACAAACAUCAGAUGAUGAGUGAAGGGAAGAUCCACAGGCUGCAGGUUUGCGAGAUAAAGCCCCGUGACCAAGGGGAAUACAGAUUUAUCGCCAAAGAUAAGGAAGCUAGAGCUAAGCUUGAAUUAGCCGCUGCACCUAAAAUCAAGACUGGUGAUCAAAAUCUUGUCGUUGAUGUUGGGAAACCUUUAACUAUGACUGUCCCAUACGAUGCCUACCCAAGAGCAGAAGCUGAAUGGUCAAAAGCAGGAGAAAGUCUGCCCACAACAACUGUUGAUACAACGACUGACUGCACUACCUUCAAAAUUUUUGAAGCAAAGAAAUCAGAUAAGGGAAGGUACAAGAUUAUUCUUCGAAACAAACAUGGGCAGGCAGAAGCAUUCAUCAAUGUAGAGGUCAUUGAUGUUCCAGGUCCAGUUAGAAACUUGGAAGUCACUGAAACUUAUGAUGGUGAAGUUGGUCUCGCCUGGCAAGAACCAGAAAGUGAUGGUGGAAGUAAAAUCAUAGGCUACGUUGUUGAAAGACGUGAUAUUAAGCGUAAAACCUGGAUUACGGUCACAGAUCGUGCUGAAAAUUGUGAAUACACUGUUACUGGACUUCAAAAAGGAGGAGCUGAGUACCUCUUCCGUGUUAGUGCACGCAACAGAGUGGGUACUGGUGAGCCAGUGGAAACAGACACACCUGUGGAAGCUAAGAGCAAAUUUGAUGUUCCUGGUCCUCCUCAAAAUGUCGAAGUUAGUGAUGUGAACAGAUUUGGAGCCACACUUAACUGGGAACCACCUGAGUAUGAUGGAGGAUCUCCGAUAACUGGCUACGUUAUUGAACUGCGUAACAAAGGUUCCAUCAGAUGGGAACCAACUAUGACCACAGGAGCUGAUGAACUGUCAGCCCUCCUGACUGAUGUUGUGGAAAAUGAAGAAUAUUUCUUCAGAGUAAGAGCUCAAAACAUGGUUGGAGUUGGCAAACCAAGUCCUGCUACACGUGCAGUAAAAAUUAUGGACCCAAUUGAGAGACCAAGUCCUCCCAUUAACCUUGAGCAUUCAGAUCAAACUAAGUCAUCAGUUCAGCUCACAUGGGAACCUCCUCUCGAAGAUGGAGGAAGUCCAAUCUUGGGCUAUAUUAUUGAAAGGCAAGAAGAAGGAACAGACAAGUGGAUUCGUUGUAACCCAAAACUAGUACCUGCUCUCACUUUUAAGGUAACUGGAUUGAAACAAGGAUCCAGUUAUUACUACAGAGUCUCAGCAGAAAAUGCAGCUGGUGUGUCUGACCCAGCAGAGGCUAUUGGGCCAUUAACUGCAGAUGAUACUUUUGUUGAACCUACAAUGGACCUAAGUGCAUUUAAGGAUGGACUGGAAGUUAUUGUUCCAGAGCCAAUCAAGAUCCGUGUUCCCAUCACUGGCUAUCCUAUUCCAACUGCCACCUGGUCUUUUGGUGACCAAGUCUUAGAAAAGGGUGAUCGUGUAACAAUGAAGACCACUGCCUCCUUUGCAGAACUUGUCAUUACUCCGAGUGAACGUCCAGACAAGGGAGUUUAUUACUUAACAUUAGAAAAUCCUGUGUCAUCUGUUUCAGGAGAAAUUAAUGUUAAUGUCAUUGCUCCUCCAAGUGCACCAAAAGAACUUCAAGUUUUAGAAGUACUCAGGACUACAGUACAGUUGUCAUGGGAACCUCCAGAAGACGAUGGUGGAAGUCCAGUUACUGGCUAUGUAAUUGAAAAACGUGAAGUAAGCCGGAAAACAUGGAGCAAAGUUAUGGAUCAUAUUGUUGACCAUGAGUUCACUGUACCUGACCUCGUCCAAGGAAAAGAAUAUUUAUUUAGAGUUUCUGCAUGCAAUAAAUGUGGCCCUGGAGAACCUGCAUAUAUUGAUGAACCUGUAAAUAUGUCAACACCAGCAACGGUGCCUGACCCACCAGAAAAUGUUAAAUGGAGAAAUCCAACAUCAAAAGGAAUCUUCCUAACCUGGGAGCCUCCAAAAUCUGAUGGUGGUGCCCGCAUUAAAGGUUAUCUGGUAGAAAAAUCUCAACGUGGCACAGACAAGUGGGAGACAUGUGGGGAACCUGUUAUUGAAACCAAAAUGGAAGUAACAAAGCUCAUGGAAGGAGAGUGGUAUGCAUAUCGGGUUAAGGCUCUGAACAGAAUAGGAGCUAGUAGGCCAAGCAAGCCAACUGAUGAUAUUCAGGCCAUUGAUGCAAAAGAGGCUCCAGAAAUUUUCUUAGAUGUGAAGCUUCUUGCUGGACUUACUGUGAAAGCUGGAACUAAAAUUGAGCUACCAGCUAAAGUAACUGGAAAGCCUGAGCCUCGGGUUACUUGGACCAAGGCUGAUCAAAUUUUGAGACCUGACAAAAGAAUCGCCAUUGAAAGCCAGCCUAAUCAGUCUACAGUGACUAUUACAGACAGCAAAAGGAGUGACAGUGGAACCUAUAUUAUAGAAGCUGUAAAUUCCAGUGGACGUGCUACUGCUGUUGUUGAAGUUAAUGUUCUCGAUAAACCUGGUCCACCAGCUGCAUUUGAUGUAUCAGAAAUCACAAACGAAUCCUGCCUUCUAACAUGGAAUCCUCCAAGAGAUGAUGGGGGUUCUAAAAUUACCAACUAUGUCCUUGAGAAAAGAGCUACAGACAGUGAAAUAUGGGACAAGUUGUCAUCAACUAUUAAGGAUACAAAAUUCAGAGCUACCAACUUAACUCCUCAUAAAGAAUAUGUGUUCCGAGUCAGUGCUGAGAACAUGUAUGGUAUUGGGGAGCCAGCACAGUGUAACCCCAUCAUUGCCAAAUAUUCAUUUGAUCCACCAGGCCCUCCAACAGGUCUCAAGCCUACAGAGGUCACUAAAGAUUCAGUCACUUUAACAUGGAACGAACCAGAUGAAGAUGGUGGCAGCCCCAUAACUGGCUACUGGGUUGAAAGAUAUGAUCCCGAGCAGGAUAAAUGGAUAAAAUGCAAUAAAAUGCCAGUGAAAGAUACAACAUUCAAAGUAAAAGGUCUUACAAAUAAGAAGAAAUAUAAGUUCCGUGUCUUGGCAGAGAAUCUUGCAGGACCUGGAAAACCAAGCAAGGAAACAGAGCCAAUCUUAGUGAAAGAUCCAAUUGAUCCACCAUGGCCUCCUGGAAAGCCCACUGUGAAAGAUAUUGGCAAGACAUCAUUGACCCUGAACUGGACAAAGCCAGAACAUGAUGGAGGGGCAAAGAUUGAAUCUUACGUCAUUGAGCUGUUAAAGACUGGAACAGAUGAGUGGGUGAGAGUGGCUGAAGGAGUUCCCACAACUGAACACUUCCUCAAAGAUCUUAUGGAAAAACAAGAAUAUUCAUUCCGUGUAAGAGCUGUGAACAAGGCUGGCGAGAGUGAGCCCAGUGAACCCAGUGACCCCGUGCUGUGCAAGGAGAGGCUCUAUCCUCCUUCACCACCUCGCUGGCUUGAAGUUAUUAAUAUUACUAAAAAUACAGCAGAUCUUAAAUGGACAGUACCAGAAAAAGACGGGGGUUCCCCAAUUACCAACUACAUUGUUGAAAAAAGAGAUGUAAGGCGAAAAGGUUGGCAGACAGUUGAUACAACAGUGAAAGAUACCAAGUACACAGUGAGCCCACUGACUGAAGGCUCAUUGUAUGUAUUCCGUGUGGCUGCUGAAAAUGCCGUUGGACAGAGUGACUACUGUGAAAUUGAAGACUCAGUGCUUGCUAAAGAUACUUUCACUACCCCUGGGCCUCCAUAUGCCCUUACAAUAGUUGAAGUGAAAAAAGGUCAUGUUGAUUUGAAAUGGGAACCACCAAAGAAUGAUGGUGGCAGACCAAUUCAAAGAUAUGUUAUUGAAAAGAAAGAAAAACUGGCCACUCGCUGGGUAAAAGCUGGCAAGACAGCUGGUCCAGAUUGCAAUUUCAGAGUGACAGAUGUCAUUGAAGGCACAGAUGUACAGUUCCAGGUUCGUGCAGAAAAUGAAGCUGGUUGUGGUCAUCCCAGUGAACCAACUGACCUCAUUCAUAUUGAAGAUCCAACAAGCCCUCCUUCACCUCCUCAGGAUUUACAUGUCACAGAUGCAGGCCGAAAUCACAUUUGCAUUGCAUGGAAACCUCCUGAGAAGAAUGGUGGAAGUCCUAUUAUUGGGUAUAAUGUUGAGAUGUGUGAAGCAGGAACAGAAAAAUGGAUGCGAAUCAAUUCUCGCCCCAUAAAAGAUCUAAAAUGUAAAGUGGAGGAAGGUGUGGUUCCAGACAAGGAAUAUGUGCUAAGAGUCAGAGCUGUCAAUGCUGUUGGAGCUAGUGAGCCAUCAGACAUCUCAGAAAAAGUUGUUGCCAAGGACCCAGACUGCAAUCCGACCAUUGAUCUACAAACUCGUGACAUUGUUGUUGUUAAGGGACAGAAAUUAAGUAUCCCUAUACCCUUCAGAGCUGUUCCAUCCCCAACUAUAACAUGGCACAAAGAUGGCAAAGAGUUGAAAGCUGGUGACAGAACAACAAUGAAGAGUGACUACACCUCUGCAUUGCUCGAAGUCAUAGACAGUGUUCAUGCUGAUGCUGGUGUUUAUACUAUCACACUGGAGAAUAAGCUGGCAUCAACGACUGGCUCAGUCAAUGUCAAAGUCAUAGGUCCACCCGGACAGUGUAAAGACAUCAAGGCAAGCGAAGUAACUAAGAAUUCUUGCAAAGUGUCCUGGGAACCUCCAGACUUUGAUGGUGGUACUCCUAUUCUGCAUUAUGUUCUGGAACGCAGAGAAGCAGGUCGUAGAACAUAUAUCCCAGUCAUGUCUGGUGAAAAUAAGCUUUCAUGGCAAGUCAAAGAUCUUAUCCCAAACUGUGAAUAUUACUUCCGUGUUAAAGCUGUCAAUAAGAUUGGAGGAGGUGACUAUCUUGAACUAAGAAAUCCAAUCAUUGCAGAAGACCCAAAACAGCCUCCAGAUCCACCUGUUGACCUUGAGGUCCAUAAUCCAACAUCCAAAUCAGUAACACUUACAUGGAAACCACCCCUGUUUGAUGGUGGAAGCAAAAUUAUGGGCUAUAUAAUAGAAAAACUCGCUAAGGGCAAAGAGAGAUGGGAGAGAUGCAAUGACUAUCUGGUACCCUUACUAACUUAUCCAGUGAAAGGCCUCGAGGAAGGAAAGGAAUAUCAGUUUCGUGUUCGUGCUGAGAAUGCUGCUGGCAUCAGUGAGCCUUCUCGUAUUACUCCUUUCGUGAAAGCUGUGGACCCUAUUGAGGCUCCGAAAGUCUUCCUUGCUGCAAACCUACAGUCUGGCCUUGAGGUGAAAAGAGGUGAUGAGAUCAUACUUGAGGCACAUAUUUCAGGGUCACCUUACCCAUCUAUCACUUGGCUGAGGAAUGAUGAAAUUGUCAGACCAGAGGAUAUCAAAAAGAGAGUAACAACACCAAAGAAGAAGGGUGAAGCUGCAGAAGAGAAACCUUUCCAGCUGUCACUGCCAGAACGUUUGAGCAUUGACAACCAUAAAGAAGGGGAGUCUGUACUAUCAAUUCGUGACUCCAUCAGAGCUGACCAUGGCACAUUUACAAUUAAAGUAGAAAAUGAUCAUGGUGUUGCAAAAGCCUCAUGUGAAGUCAAUGUGUUAGAUACACCUGGGCCUCCAGUCAACUUUGUAUUUGAAGAUGUAAGGAAAAAUUCUGUCAUUUGCAAGUGGGAGCCUCCCCUUGAUGACGGUGGAAGUGAAAUCCUAAACUACGUACUGGAAAAGAAAGACAAUACAAAAGCUGAAAUGGGCUGGGUCACUGUCAGUUCAACACUCAGGCAUUGCAAAUUCCAUGUUACAAAACUGAUUGAAGGAAAAGAAUAUCUCUUCCGUGUAUUUGCUGAAAAUAGAGUUGGAGCAGGGCCACCAUGUGUUUCGAAACCAAUGACAGCUAAAGAUCCUUUCUCUCCACCAGAUGCACCUAAUAAGCCUGAUGUGGAAGAUGUUACCAGCAACAGUAUGCUGGUUAAGUGGAAUGAACCAAAAGAUAAUGGCAGCCCUAUCAUAGGAUAUUGGAUUGAAAAACGUGAAAUUAAUAGUACUCACUGGGCUCGAGUCAACAGAAACCUUGUGAAUGCUCUGGAAGUAAAAGUUGAAGGACUGUUGGAAGGUUUAACUUAUAUCUUUAGAGUAUGUGCUGAAAAUGCAGCUGGCCCUGGUAAAUUUAGUCCGCCAUCAGAUCCAAAAACUGCACAGGAUCCAAUAAUGCCACCUGGUCCACCAAUUCCAAGGGUUGCUGAUACAACUGCAACUUCUAUUGAGCUAGAAUGGGAACCUCCUGUGUAUAGUGGUGGUGGAGAUAUCACUGGUUACCAUGUGUACAAACAACUGAUGGGAGUAAAUGAGUGGUCACGCUGUACAGAGAAACCCAUUAAGGUUCGACAGUACACAGUUACAGAAGUCAGAGAAGGUGCAGACUAUAAACUCCGUGUUACUGCUCUCAAUGCAGCUGGUGAAGGACCACCUGGGGAAACCGAACCCACAACAGUUGCAGAACCUAAAGAGCCUCCCACUGUUGAACUGGAUGUUUCUGUCAAAGCAGGCAUUCAGAUCAUGGCUGGGCAAACUCUUAAAAUUCCCGCUAUUGUGACAGGACGUCCUACUCCCACUAUUGCUUGGACUGUGGAGGACGGUGAAUUAGAUAAAGAUCGAGUUGUUAUUGAAAAUGUUGGCACAAAAUCUGAGUUAACCAUUAAGAAUGCAUUGAGAAAAGACCAUGGAAGAUAUGUAAUUACUGCUACCAAUAGCAGUGGUUCGAAAUCUGCAGGAACCAGAGUAGAAGUAUUUGACGUUCCCGGACCAGUCCUUGACCUAAAGCCAGUGGUUACAAACAGAAAGAUGUGUUUACUUAACUGGUCUGAUCCUGAAGAUGAUGGCGGCAGUGAUAUCACAGGCUUCAUUGUUGAACGGAAGGAUGCCAAAAUGCAUACAUGGAGACUAGCUGUAGACACGGAGAGAUCUAAAUGUGAUAUUACAGGUCUAGUUGAAGGGCAAGAAUAUAAAUUCCGUGUUAGUGCCAAGAACAAAUUUGGUACCGGUCCACCUGUUGAAAUAGGGCCCAUUCUUGCAGUUGACCCAUUAGGUCCUCCAACAGCUCCUGAGAGGUUCAUGUACACAGAGCGAACAAAGUCAACCAUUACACUUGAUUGGAAGCCUCCACGUAGUGAUGGUGGCAGUCCCAUCAUAGGAUAUAUUGUUGAGAAGAGGAGACAUGAUUCAAAAGAUUAUGAAAGAGUUAAUGCAAGGCUCUGUCCAAAAACAUCUCUUCUCGUUGAAAAGCUUGAUGAACUUCAUAUGUAUGAAUUCCGUGUCAAAGCUGUCAAUGAAAUUGGAGAAAGUGAACCGUCAUUGCCCCUCAACGUAGUCAUACAAGAUGAUGAAGUACCUCCAACUGUUACAUUGCGAUUGGCUGUGAGAGGAGAUACUAUCAAAGUCAAGGCAGGAGAACCAGUUAAUAUUCCUGCUGAUGUGACAGGUCUGCCAAUGCCAAAGAUUGAAUGGGACAAGAAUGAAGUUUUAAUUGACCAAACAUCCGAUGCACUUAAGAUAACCAAGGAAGAAGUAUCUAGAAGUGCAGCAAAAACUGAACUUAUCCUGCCUGCAACAGUGAGGAAUGAUAAAGGCACUUACACUGUGAGAGCUACCAAUCGUCUUGGCACUGCAUUUCGCAAUGUGCAUGUCGAAGUGUAUGAUCGUCCUGCUCCACCAAGAAACCUUGCUGUUUCUGAUAUUAAAGCAGAAUCAUGCUAUUUAACAUGGGAUGCACCUCUUGAUAAUGGUGGUAGUGAAAUUACCCAUUACAUUAUUGAGAAACGUGAUGCUAGUAAGAAGAAAUCUGAGUGGGAAGAAGUCUCCACAGGCGCCGUUGAGAGAAGAUAUGGGGUGUGGAAUCUUGCAACAAAUGAAAAAUACCAAUUUAGAGUCCGGGCUGUAAACAAAUAUGGAAUAAGUGAUGAAUGCCUCUCAGAAAAAGUUGUUAUUAAGGAUCCCUAUGGCCUUCCUGGACCUCCUGGAAAGCCAAAGAUUUUAGAACGCACCAGAUCAUCUAUGCUGGUGACUUGGGAGCCUCCUUUGGACAAUGGUGGCAGCCCAAUAACUGGCUACUGGCUAGAAAAGAGAGAAGUGGGAGGUGUGUACUGGGCACGUGUCAACAGGGCUCCGGUAACAAAACCAUCAGUAAAAGGUCUACAGCACAAUGUGCUUCGUUUGAUUGAGGGUGUUGAGUACCAGUUCAGAGUUAUGGCUGAAAAUCUUGCUGGAAUUGGCCCUCCCAGUGAACCAUCAGAUCCAGCCUUAGCAGCAGAUCCCAUAUUUGUUCCUGGUCCACCAUCUUGCCCAGAGGUCAAAGACAAAACAAAAUCAUCCAUAGCUCUUGCAUGGAAACCUCCUCAAAAGGAUGGUGGGAGUCCUAUAAAAGGAUAUAUUGUUGAAAUGCAAGAUGAAGGUAGUACUGACUGGAAGAAGGUGAAUGAAGGAGACAAACUCUUCCCUACUUGUGAAUGUGUUAUUCCCAACUUGAAAGAGCUCAGAAAAUACCGAUUUAGGGUGAAAGCUGUAAAUGCUGCUGGAGAAUCAGAACCAAGUCCUGCAACAUCAGAAAUACCUAUCCAAGAUAUUCUAGAGGAACCAGAAAUCUUCCUUGAUAUUGGAGCACAGGAUUUACUCUCUUGUCGUGCUGGCACAACAAUUAAAAUCCCAGCUGUUAUCAAGGGUCGUCCAGUUCCAAAAACAUUUUGGGAGUAUGAAGGAAAAGCAAAAACAGCAGCAAAGGAGGGAGGUCAUAACGUACCUGAAGAAGCUCAGGUGGAAGCAACUGAUACACGUUCAGAAAUUAUCAUCCCUGAGUGCAACAGAAGUCAUUCUGGACGAUACAGUAUUACAGCAAAGAAUAAAGCAGGACAAAAAACAGUGCAUGUCAGAGUCAAUGUGCUUGAUGUCCCUGGUCCACCGAAAGACCUUAAAGUAAGUGAUAUCACAAGGGGUAGCUGUAAACUUUCAUGGAAGAUGCCAGAUGAUGAUGGUGGAGACAGAAUCAGAGGCUAUGUUAUCGAAAAAAGAACUAUUGAUGGGAAGGCCUGGACUAAAGUCAAUGCAAACUGUGGGAGUACCUCCUUCGUUGUACCUGAUCUCAUAUCUGGCCAAGAGUACUUCUUCCGGGUACGUGCAGAAAACCGUUUUGGUGUUGGCCCUCCUGCAGAAACCAUCCAACGGACCACAGCCAGGGAUCCAAUCCAUCCUCCUGAUCCGCCUAUUAAACUAAGGAUUGGCCUUGUAACCAAGAACACAGUGAGCUUGACGUGGAAACCACCAAAGAAUGAUGGUGGAGCUCCAGUUACGCAUUAUAAUGUUGAAUGUCUCCGCUGGGAUCGUACUGGAGAAGUGAAAGAGUCUUGGAAGCAAUGCAACAGACGUGAUGUGGAAGAAACAAAAUUUACUGUUGAGGACCUUGUAGAAGGUGGAGAAUAUGAAUUCAGAGUCAAAGCUGUAAAUAUAGCAGGUCCUAGCAGACCAUCAGCCACUGUUGGCCCACUUGUUGUCAAAGACCAGACCUGUCCACCAUCUAUUGAGCUCAAAGAAUUUAUGGAGGUUGAAGAAGGAACAGAUGUUAAAAUUGUGGCCAAGAUAAAGGGUGUACCCUUCCCCACAUUAACAUGGCUAAAAGCCUCUACAAAGAAACCAGAUGACAAAUCACCAGUGCUCUAUGAUCAACAUGUCAACAAGAUUGUUGAUGAAGAUACUUGCACUUUAUUAAUUCAACAGUCUCGGAGAAAUGAUACAGGCUUAUAUACUAUAACAGCUGUAAAUGAUCUGGGAACUGCUUCAAAGGAGAUGAGGCUGAAUGUUUUGGGUCGUCCUGGACCUCCAGUGGGACCUAUUAAAUUUGAAUCCAUUUUGGCCGAUAAAAUGACAAUAUCAUGGCUUCCUCCAUUAGAUGAUGGUGGUUCUAAGAUUACAAACUAUGUUAUAGAGAAAAAAGAAGCAAAUAGGAGGACAUGGGUACCUGUUACUAAUGAGCCUAAGGAAUGCAUAUUCACUGUUCCCAAGCUGAUGGAAGGCCAUGAGUAUGUGUUCCGCAUUAUGGCACAAAACAAAUACGGGAUUGGAGAACCUUUGGAUAGUGAGCCAGAAACAGCACGAAAUCUUUUCACUGUUCCUGGACCUUGUGACAAGCCAACAGUUAGCAGUAUAACGCGUGACUCAAUGACUGUAAACUGGGAAGAACCAGAGCAUGAUGGUGGCUCUCCUAUUACUGGUUACUGGUUGGAGCGCAAAGAGACCACUGGAAAGAGAUGGACCAGGGUUAACCGAGAUCCUAUCAAGCCUAUGACACUGGGGGUUUCAUACAAAGUCACAGGUCUUAUUGAAGGCUCUGAAUAUCAGUUCCGUGUUUCAGCUAUCAAUGCAGCUGGUGUUGGCCCACCGAGCAUGCCAUCUGAUCCAGCACUUGCUAGAGAUCCUAUUGCCCCACCUGGCCCUCCUAUACCAAAAGUUACUGAUUGGACAAAGUCUUCUGUAGAUCUGGAGUGGUCUCCGCCAAUAAAGGAUGGCGGUUCUAGGGUCACUGGCUACAUUGUUGAGUAUAAAGAGGAAGGAAAGGAAGAAUGGGAACGGGUAAAAGAUAAAGAAAUUCGAGGAACCAAGUUUGUUGUGGCAGGAUUAAAAGAAGGAUGUUUUUACAAAUUUAGAGUUAGAGCAGUGAAUGCUGCUGGCAUCGGAGAACCUGGAGAAGUCACAGAUGUUAUUGAAAUGAAGGACAGAAUUGUGGCUCCUGAUAUUAAUUUGGAUGCAAGUGUCAGAGACAGAAUUGUUGUUCAUGCUGGAGGAGUAAUUCGAAUCAUAGCAUAUGUCUCAGGAAAACCACCUCCAACAGUGACUUGGACCAGGGAUGACCGCGCUUUGCCAGAAGAAGCCAAAAUUGAAGAAACAGCUAUUAGUUCUUCUUUAGUCAUCAAGAAUUGCAAAAGGAGUCACCAGGGUUUAUACACUCUUCUUGCUAAAAAUGACGGUGGUGAGAGGAAGAAGACCAUUAUUGUUGAUGUGCUAGAUGUGCCAGGUCCAGUGGGAGUGCCAUUCCUUACUGAGAACCUAACCAAUGACUCUUGUAAAUUGUCAUGGUUUACUCCAGAAGAUGAUGGUGGUUCUCCUAUUACCAACUAUAUAAUUGAAAAACGUGAAGCUGACCACAGAGCUUGGACUCCAGUGAGCUACACAGUUACAAGACAGAAUGCUACUGUUCAGGGACUCAUUGAAGGGAAAGCCUAUUUUUUCCGAAUUGCAGCUGAGAAUCUAAUUGGCAUGGGUCCAUUCACAGAGACAACAAAAGAGAUUGUCAUUAGAGAUCCAAUAACUGUUCCUGACCGUCCAGAAGACCUGGAAGUAAAAGCAGUUACCAAGAACUCUGUUACAUUAACUUGGAACCCUCCAAAAUACAAUGGAGGCUCAGAUAUCACCAUGUAUGUCCUAGAGAGCCGUCUCAUUGGAAAAGACAAAUUCCACAAAGUUACAAAGGAGAAAAUGCUUGAUAGGAAAUACACUGUAGAAGGCUUGAAAGAGGGUGACACCUAUGAGUAUCGUGUGAGUGCUUGCAAUAUUGUGGGGCAAGGCAAGCCAUCAUUUUGCACGAAACCAAUCACAUGCAAGGAUGAAAUUGCUCCUCCCACACUUGACCUUGACUUUAGAGACAAGCUUAUUGUUCGAGUUGGUGAAGCUUUCAGCCUGACUGGACGUUACUCAGGCAAGCCUGCACCAAAGGUUACUUGGCUAAAGGAUGAUAUCGUUGUGAAAGAAGAUGACCGUAUAAAGAUCCAGACAACUCCUACAACUCUUUGCUUGGGGGUAUUAAAAUCUGUCCGUGAAGACACAGGGAAAUAUUGUGUGACUGUGGAGAACAGCACAGGAUCAAGAAAAGGAUUUUGUCAAGUGAAUGUUGUUGAUCGCCCAUCACCUCCAGUAGGCCCAGUUAUAUUUGAUGAAGUCUAUAAAGAUCAUAUGGUAGUUUCCUGGAAACCUCCAUUAGAUGAUGGAGGCAGUGAAAUCACAAAUUACAUUAUUGAGAAGAAGGAUACACACAAAGACCUAUGGAUGCCAGUUACAUCUGCCACAGUGAAGACAACAUGCAAAGUUCCUAAGCUGCUUGAAGGAAGAGAAUAUCAAAUUCGAAUUUAUGCUGAAAAUCUUUAUGGCAUAAGUGAUCCUCUCAUCUCUGAUGAGAUGAAAGCCAAGGACCGUUUCCGUGUUCCGGAUGCACCUGAGCAACCAAUCAUUAAGGAUGUUACCAAAGACUCUGCAGUAGUGGUUUGGAACAAACCGUAUGAUGGAGGCAAGCCGAUAACAAACUAUAUUGUAGAAAAGAAGGAAACAAUGGCUACAAGAUGGGUCAGAGCUACCAAAGACCCAAUUUUCCCCGGCACAAAGUUCAAAGUACCUGACCUCCUUGAAGGCUGUGAAUAUGAAUUCCGUGUUUCAGCAGAAAAUGAAAUUGGUGUUGGUGAUCCUAGUCCACCAUCAAAGCCAAUUUUCGCUAGAGAUCCAAUCGCAAAACCAAGUCCACCUGUUAAUCCAGAAGCAGUAGAUAAAACUAAAAAUUCAGUUGAUUUAUCUUGGCAACCACCGCGCCAUGAUGGAAAUGGCAAGAUAAUUGGCUACCUAAUAGAGUAUCAGAAAGUUGGAGAUGAAGAAUGGAAAAAGGCUAAUCUUACAGCAGAUUCUUGUCCUGAAACAAAAUACAAAGUCACUGGUCUUACUGAGGGUUUGACCUACAAGUUCAGGGUCAAGGCAGUCAAUGCAGCAGGGGAAUCUGAUCCAGCCAACGUUCGUGAUCCAGUAGAAGUAAAGGACAGGCUUGAACCUCCUGAGUUGAUACUUGAUGCUAAUAUGGCCCGAGAACAGCAUGUAAAAGCUGGAGAUACCCUGCGACUUAGUGCUGUUAUUAAAGGUGUUCCAUUCCCAAAAGUUACUUGGAAGAAAGAUGAUCAUGAAGUCUCACCCAAAGCUGAUAUUGAGGUUACAGGAGUUGGUAGUAAGCUUGAAAUUCGUAACACAGUCCAUGAAGAUGGUGGAAUGUACUCCCUGACAGUUGAAAAUCCAGCUGGUUCAAAGACUGUUUCAGUAAAAGUCGUGGUCUUAGAUAAACCUGGUCCACCCAGAAAUCUGAAAGUGAGUGAUAUUAGAAGUGACUCUUGCUAUCUCACUUGGACUGAACCAGAAGAUGAUGGUGGCUCUGUCAUUACCAACUAUGUGGUGGAAAGGAAAGAUGUAGCUUCUGCACAGUGGGUAGCCAUCUCAUCAUCCUCCAAGAAACGCAGUCAUAUGGCUAAAUAUCUGAUGGAAGGCACUCAGUAUCAAUUCCGAGUUGCAGCUGAGAAUCAGUUUGGUAGAGGUCCAUAUGUGGAAACACUCAAGCCUAUUAAAGCUAUAGAUCCACUGCAUCCUCCAGGGCCACCAAAGAAUCUGCAUCAUGUAGAUGUUGACAAGACUGAAGUUUCCCUUGCUUGGAAUCGACCAGAUCGUGAUGGUGGUGCUGAGAUAACUGGAUAUUUGGUGGAAUAUCAAGAAGAGGGUGCAGAUGAAUGGACAAAGUUCCAGACAGUCCCUAUGCUAGACUGUGUUGUUACAGGCCUACAAAAAGGAAAAAUAUACAAAUUCCGUGUGAAAGCUCAGAAUAUUGUUGGUCUCAGCCUUCCCGAUACAACUAUACCAAUAGAGUGUCAAGAAAAACUAGUACCUCCAUCUGUGGAACUAGAUGUGAAGUUAAUUGAAGGUCUUGUUGUUAAAGCUGGCACCACAGUGCGACUUCCAGCAAUUAUGAGAGGUGUGCCAGUUCCCACUGCAAAAUGGGUUACUGAUGACACUGAAAUUAAACCAGAUGGCAAAUACAAGAUUGAGACUGACAAUUAUUCAACCGUGCUUACUAUCAAAGACUGUAUAAGAAAAGAUACAGGAGAAUAUCUACUCACAGUAUCUAAUGCAGCUGGCAGCAAAACUGUGGCUCUGCACCUUACAGUUUUGGAUGUUCCUGGCCCACCAACUGGUCCUAUUAAUAUUCUUGAAGUAACACCAGAACACAUGGUUAUUUCUUGGCGCCCUCCUAAAGAUGAUGGUGGGAGUCCUAUAAUUAAUUAUAUUGUUGAGAAGCGUCAAUCAAAGAAAGAAACUUGGGGAGUGGUUAGCUCUGGAACAAGUCACACAAAAAUUAAGGUUCCACGACUGCAGAAAGGCUGUGAAUAUAUUUUCCGUGUUCGUGCAGAAAAUAAGAUAGGCAUCGGUGCACCCCUUGAUUCAGAACCAACAGUUGCUAAAUAUAUGUUUGAUCCACCAUCCCCACCCGGUAAACCAACUGUUUAUGAUAUUACAGAAAAUGCUGCAACAGUGUCUUGGACCCUACCAAAAUCUGAUGGUGGAACUCCAAUAACUGGUUAUAUACUUGAACGUCGGGAAGCAUCUGGUAAAUGGGUGCGUGUCAACAAGACACCUAUACUUGAUAUGAAAUACAGAGUCACUGGUCUUUUUGAAGGCAACACAUAUGAAUUCAGAGUUUUUGCAGAAAACAUGGUGGGUUUAAGCAAACCAUCUCCAAGCUCUGAUCCAAUAAAAGCAUCACGUCCAAUCACUCCUCCUGGACCACCUAUAAAUCCAAAAUUAAAAGACAAAACUAAAGAAACAGCUGAUCUUGUGUGGACAAAGCCACUCAAAGAUGGUGGCAGCCCAAUUCUAGGAUACAUUGUGGAAUGUCAGAAAACUGGAACUACACAGUGGAAUAGGAUUAAUAAGGAUGAACUAAUUAGACAGUGUGCUUUCAGAGUACCUGGAUUAAUAGAAGGAAAUGAGUAUAAGUUCCGAAUAAAAGCUGUCAACAUUGUGGGAGAAGGAGAACCAAGAGAACUGCCAGAAACUGUACUUGCAAAGGAUAUCCUUUCUCCUCCAGAAAUAAGCCUAGAUGUGACCUGUCGAGAUUUAAUUACUGUCCGAGUAGGUCAAACAAUACGUAUUACUGGUAAGGUAAAAGGCAGGCCAGAUCCUGAAAUAACAUGGUCUAAAGAUGGCAAAGUACUAGUCCAAGAAAAGCAUGUUGAGAUACUCCAUGAUCUACCAAAUGUUGAACUGCAAGUGAAAGAAGCCAAAAGAGCUGAUCAUGGCAAAUAUGUAAUAGCAGCUAAGAACAGCUGUGGACAGGCUCAAGCUUUUGCUAUUGUUAAUGUACUUGACAGACCUGGACCAUGUCAGAACCUGAAAAUAAGCUAUGUCACAAAAGACUCUUGUAUGAUUGCUUGGGAGAGUCCAGUGGAUAAUGGUGGCUCUGAAAUUACAAAUUACAUAGUAGAGUACCGCCAACCAAAUCAAAGGGGAUGGUCAAUUGUCUCCUCUGAUAUCACUAAACGAUUAGUAAAGGCAAAUCUUGUAGAGAACCGUGAAUACUUCUUCAGAGUUUGUGCAGAAAACAAAAUAGGUCCGGGUCCUUGCAUUGAGACCAAGACUCCCAUCCUUGCCAUCAAUCCUAUUGACAAGCCUGGAGAGCCAGAAAAUCUUCACAUUGCAGAGAAAGGGAAGACAUUUGUGUAUCUGAAAUGGAGAAGGCCAGAUUAUGAUGGUGGAAGUCCCAACCUAAGUUAUCAUGUUGAGAGAAAAUUGAAAGAGUCAGAUGAAUGGGAAAGGGUUCACAAAGGCAGCAUUAAGGAGACACACUACAUGGUAGAUAAAUGUGUGGAAAAUAAGAUUUACCAAUUCCGAGUUCAAACCAAGAAUGAGGCUGGUGAAAGUGGCUGGGUAAAAACAGAGGAAGUUGUUGUGAAGGAAGAUCUGCAGAAGCCAGUGCUAGACUUGAAGUUAAGUGGAGUUUUAACUGUGAAAGCAGGUGACACAAUUAGAAUUGAGGCUGGAGUCAGAGGAAAACCACAGCCUGAAGUUGUAUGGACAAAAGACAAAGAUGCCACGGAUCUCACCAGAUCUCCAAGAGUCAGUAUUGAAACAACUUCUGACACAUCGAAGUUUGUUCUCACAAAAUCAAGGCGCAGUGAUGGCGGGAAAUAUGUGAUUACUGCAACUAACACAGCUGGUAACUUCGUGGCAUAUGCUACUGUUAUUGUCUUGGAUAAACCUGGUCCUGUAAGAAACUUAAAAGUCACGGACAUUUCAAGUGAUAGAUGUACUGUUACUUGGGACCCUCCAGAAGAUGAUGGUGGUUGUGAAAUACAGAACUACAUCCUGGAAAAAUGUGAAAGCAAGCGUAUGGUUUGGUCUACAUUCUCUUCGUCUGUCCUAACAAACUAUGCAAAAGUGACACGCCUCAUUGAAGGCAAUGAAUAUAUAUUCAGAGUGCGUGCAGAGAAUAAAAUGGGCACUGGUCCACCAACAGAAACACACCCAAUUAUUGCAAAAACAAAAUAUGAUAGACCUGGACGCCCCGACCCUCCAGAUGUCACAAGAGUUAGCAAAGAAGAGAUGACUGUAGUUUGGAAUCCACCAGAAUACGAUGGUGGCAAAUCAAUUACAGGAUACAUUUUAGAGAAGAAAGAGAAACGAUCACUAAGAUGGGUUCCUGUUACUAAGACUGCAAUCCCAGAGAGACGCAAGAAGGUAACUAAUCUCUUCCCCGGUCAUGAAUAUCAGUUCCGCGUCAGUGCUGAAAAUGAAGUCGGACUUGGAGAACCAAGCUUGCCAUCAAGACCUGUAGUAGCCAAAGACCCAAUAGAACCACCUGGUCCUCCCACAAACUUGAGAGUGGUUGAUAGCACAAAGACUUCCAUAACCCUGGGCUGGGGAAAACCAGUGUAUGAUGGUGGUGCUCCAAUUAUUGGAUAUGUUGUGGAAAUUAGACCAAAAGUGGAGGGUGCUGAUCCUGAAGCAGGAUGGAAACGAUGUAAUGUUGCUGCCCAGGUUAUUCACACAGAAUUUACAGCCACCAGCCUGGAUGAGAAGCAAUUAUAUGAGUUCAGAGUUUCUGCCCAAAACCAGGUUGGCCUUGGUCGGCCAGCUGAACUGAAAGAAGCUGUAUCUCCCAAAGAAAUUCUUGAACCUCCUGAGAUUGAGUUGGAUGCAAGCAUGAGAAAGUUAGUCACAGUCAGGGCUGGAUGCCCUAUCAGGCUUUUUGCCAUUGUUAGGGGCCGCCCAGCACCAAAAGUCACCUGGAGGAGAAUGGGUGUUGAUAAUGUCAUCAGAAAAGGACUAGUUGAUCUGGUUGACACUAUGGCCUUCUGUGUCAUUCCUGAUUCAACACGUGAUGACUCAGGCAAAUAUUCACUGACACUUGUUAAUGCAGCUGGAGAAAAGGCUGUAUUUGUGAAUGUCAGAGUCCUGGAUACUCCUGGACCUGUGUCAGACUUCAAGGUUUCAGAUGUCACCAAGAUGUCAUGCCAUCUUUCAUGGGCACCUCCAGAGAAUGAUGGGGGUAGCCCAGUGACUCAUUACAUCCUGCAGAAACGUGAGGCUGACAGAAAGACCUGGGCAACAGUCACUGCAGAACUAAAGAAAACUAGUUUCCAAAUAGCAAACCUUGUACCUGGAAAUGAAUAUUAUUUUAGAGUGACAGCAGUAAAUGAAUAUGGGGCAGGUGUUCCAAGUGACAUACCAAAACCAGUUCUAGCAACAGAUCCUCUAAGUGAACCUGAUCCACCAAGAAAACUUGAAGUUACUGAAAUUACAAAGAAUAGUGCUACUUUAGGCUGGCUGCCACCACUGCGUGAUGGAGGCUCUAAAAUUGAUGGGUACAUUGUUAGCUACAAAGAAGAUGACCAACCAGCGGAUCGCUGGACAGAAUAUUCAGUUGUCAAGGAUCUCUCCAUUGUUGUAGCUGGUCUGAAGGAGGGAAAGAAGUACAACUUUAGAGUGGCAGCUAGAAAUGCUGUAGGAGUAAGUUUGCCAAUACAAGCUGAAGGAGCAUUUGAAAUUAAAGAACAACUCAUCCCACCUAAGAUUUUGAUGCCUGAUCACGUUCACAUUAAAGCUGGAAAGAAACUGAGAAUUGAAGCUCAUGUAUAUGGGAAACCUCAGCCUGUCUGUAAAUGGCUGAAAGGAGAUCAAGAUGUAGUUACAUCCAGUCGCCUUGCUGUGCAUAAAGCAGAAAAGUCUUCUGUCCUUAUCAUAAAGGAUGUGACUAGAAAAGAUUCUGAUUUUUACACUCUUACUGCAGAGAAUAGCUCUGGUACUGAUAGUCAGAAAAUCAGAGUGAUAGUCAUGGAUAAACCAGGUCCACCACAGCCUCCAUUUGAUAUUUCUGAAAUUGAUGCUGAUGCUUGCACUCUUUCAUGGCAUAUACCUCUUGAAGAUGGUGGCAGUAACAUUACAAACUAUGUAGUUGAGAAAUGUGAUGUAAGCCGCGGGGACUGGGUAACAGCUUUAUCUUCUGUCACAAAGACAACCUGUAGAAUUGGAAAACUUAUUCCCGGAGAAGAAUAUAUGUUCCGCGUUCGUGCUGAAAAUCGUUUUGGGAUUUCUGAGCCGCUUCCUUCUGCCAAGAUGAUCGCAAGGUUCCCAUUUGAUGUCCCUAGUGAACCAAAGAAUGCACGAAUUACCAAAGUCAAUAAGGACUGCAUUUUUGUUGCUUGGGAUAAGCCAGAUAGUGAUGGAGGCAGUCCAAUUACUGGUUAUCUCAUUGAGCGCAAGGAAAGGAACAGUCUGCUGUGGGUGAAAGCUAAUGACACAGCUGUGCGCUCCACAGAAUACCCUUGUGUGGGGCUCAUCGAAGGUCUUGAGUAUACUUUCAGAAUUUAUGCAUUGAACAGAGCUGGAGCAAGUAAACCUAGUAAACCAACUGAGUUUGUCACAGCAAGAGCACCAGUUGAUCCCCCUGGAAAACCUGAAGUUAUUGAUGUCACUAAGAGUACUGCAUCACUGGUAUGGACAAGACCAAAGCAUGAUGGUGGUAGCAAACUAAUUGGCUACUUUGUGGAAGCUUGCAAAUUACCUGGUGAUAAGUGGGUUCGGUGCAAUACAACUCCACAUCAAAUACCCCUAGAAGAGUACACUGCUACUGGUUUGGAAGAAAAUGCUCAGUAUCAAUUUAGAGCAAUUGCCAAGACAGCAGUUAACAUCAGCCCACCUUCAGAACCUUCUGAUCCAGUGACCAUUCAUCCAGAAAAUGUUCCUCCCAGAAUAGAGUUGGAUCUGUCUAUGCAAUCACAGCUUACAGUAAAAGCUGGAUCUAAUGUGCGCCUGGAGGCAAAUGUAUAUGGCAAGCCGAUGCCAACAAUCACCUGGAAGAAAGAAGGAGAAGUUUUAAAGCCAUCUGAAGGUGUUAAGAUAACUACUAAGAGAAAUCUUGCUACAGUUGAGUUGUUCAGUGUUAACAGGAAGCAAACAGGAGACUACACUAUUACGGCUGAAAAUGCAAGUGGAUCAAAGUCAGCAACCAUUAGGCUUAAAGUACUUGAUAAGCCUGGUCCACCAGCCUCCGUCAAAAUCAAACAUAUGUAUGCAGAUCGUGCAAUGCUUUCUUGGGAGCCUCCUCUGGAAGAUGGAGGUUCAGAAAUUACCAACUACAUUGUAGACAAGCGUGAAACAAGCAGGCCGAACUGGGCCCAGGUCAGUGCCAAUGUACCCAUUACUAGCUGCACAGUGGAGAAACUAAUAGAAGGACAUGAGUACCAGUUCCGCAUAUGUGCUGAAAACAAAUACGGUGUUGGAGACCCUAUCUUGACUGAACCAGCAGUUGCUAAGAAUCCCUAUGAUGUACCCGGACCUUGUGAUCCACCAGUAAUUAGCAAUGUAACGAAAGACUUUAUGACUGUUAGCUGGAAGCCACCAGCUGAUGAUGGUGGAUCCCCAAUAACUGGUUAUAUCCUCGAGAAGCGUGAAACUAAGGCUCUUAACUGGACAAAAGUGAACAGAAAGCCUGUCAUUGAAAGAACUGUUAAAGCUACCGGACUCCAAGAAGGAACAGAAUAUGAGUACCGGGUGAUAGCAUUGAAUAAAGCUGGACCUGGCAAGCCUAGCGCACCAUCUAAAGCAGUGUAUGCUCGUGAUCCUCAAUAUCCUCCUGGCCCACCUGCUUUCCCGAAAGUUGUUGAUACUACUCGUAAUUCAAUAAGCCUGUCAUGGAGCAAACCAGCAUAUGAUGGAGGAAGCCCUAUAAUUGGUUAUCUGGUGGAAUCAAAAAGAGCUGACACAGACAACUGGGUCAGAUGCAAUGUACCAAAGAAUUUACAGGCUACGCAAUUUGUGGUAACAGGACUGAUGGAAGAUACAGAGUACCAGUUCCGCGUUUAUGCUGUCAAUAAGAUUGGAUACAGCGACCCAAGUGAUGUUCCUGAUAAACAUACUGCCAAAGACAUUUUAAUUCCACCUGAAGGAGAACUUGAUGCAGAACUAAGGAAAGUCCUUGUGUUGCGUGCUGGAGUCACAAUGAGACUUUAUGUGCCCGUAAGAGGACGUCCACCUCCAAAAAUUACAUGGUCUAAAGUGGGUGCCAACCUAAGAGAUAGACAAGGAUUAGAUAUCAAGUCAACUGAUUUUGAUACCUUCCUGCGUUGUGAAAAUGUAAAUAAAUAUGAUGCUGGAAAAUAUGUCCUAAGUCUAGAGAACAGCUGUGGCAAAAAGGAGUACACCAUUGUUGUGAAAGUACUUGAUACUCCGGGCCCUCCAGUUAACCUGAUUGUAAAGGAAGCAUCCAAGGAUUCUGCCUACAUUACAUGGGAACCUCCUCUAAUAGAUGGGGGCAGUCCAAUCAAAAAUUAUGUUGUUGAAAAGCGUGAUGCAGAAAGAAAAUCAUGGUCCACAGUAACAACAGAAUGUCCAAAGACAAGCUACAGGAUAACUAACUUAGAAGAAGGCAAAUCUUACUUCUUCAGAGUUUUUGCUGAAAAUGAAUAUGGUAUUGGUGAUCCCUGUGAAACUCGUGAUGCUGUUAAAGCUUCUGAAACACCUGGGCCAGUUGUGGAUCUAAAAGCUUCAGCUGUAACAAAAUCAUCAUGCAAUUUGGUAUGGAAAAAACCUAUCAGUGAUGGUGGAAGCCGUAUUAUUGCAUAUAUUGUUGAGGUCCUGAUUGGUGAAGAUAAAUGGCAAGAAGUCAUGCGGGGAAAGAACCUCCAUUUUUCAAUGAGAGACCUAAAAGAAGGACAGGAAUACACUUUCAGAGUGAGAGCCCAAAAUGAUGCUGGAUAUGGAACUCCAUCAGAGCUCACAAUUGUAGCAAGAGAUGAUGUUGUGGCACCUGAACUUGACUUAAGAGAUCUACCUGAUUUGUGCUAUAUAGCUAAAGAAGGUAGCAAUUUCCGUCUUAAAAUCCCUAUGAAAGGCAAGCCUGUCCCAACUGUAACUUGGAAGAAGGAUGAAGACCAAGCACUUACUGAGAGUGGAAGAGUUGCAUUUGAAUCUACAGCAGUUAACACCACUCUCGUAGUACAUGACUGCCAGAAAGCUGAUGCUGGAAAAUACACAAUAACUCUGAAGAAUGUUGUUGGCAGUAAGGAAGGCACUAUUUUUGUGAAAGUUGUUGGCAAACCUGGCAUACCAACAGGUCCAGUGAAAUUUGAAGAAGUCACAGCUGAUGCCAUAACCUUAAAGUGGGGCCCUCCAAAAGAUGAUGGUGGUUCAGAAAUCACUAACUAUGUUCUAGAGAAGAGAGAUAAUGUAAAUAACAAGUGGGUGACUUGUGCCUCUGCAGUCCAGAAAACAACUUUUAGAGUUACAAGACUUCAUGAAGGAAAUGAAUAUACAUUCAGGAUCAGGGCUGAAAAUAAAUAUGGAGUAGGUGAAGGCCUUAAAUCUGACCCUGUCAUUGCAAAACAUCCAUUUGAUGUGCCAGAUGCUCCUCCACCCCCCACCAUUGUUGCUGUUCGGCAUGAAUCUGUAGCUUUAACUUGGACUGAUCCCAGAAGAACUGGAGGAUCACCAAUCACAGGUUAUCACAUUGAAGUUAAAGAAAGAAAUAGUCUUCUGUGGAAGAGAGCAAAUACAACACCAAUAAGAAUGAAAGAUUUCAGAGUGACAGGGUUAACUGAAGGUCUGGAAUAUGAAUUCAGAGUAAUGGCAAUCAAUAUGGCUGGAGUAGGUAAACCAAGUCUUCCAUCUGAACCAGUUGUGGCACUUGAUCCUAUUGAUCCCCCUGGGAAACCUGAAGUUAUCAAUGUAACCAGGAACUCAGUAACACUCAUUUGGACAGAACCAAAAUAUGAUGGUGGACAUAAAUUAACUGGCUACAUUGUUGAAAAGCGUGAUUUACCCAAAAAGACUUGGACAAAAGCUAAUCACGUGAAUGUUCCAGACUGUGCAUUUACAGUAACUGACCUUAUUGAAGGCUCCAAAUAUGAGUUCAGAAUUAGAGCAAAGAACACAGCUGGAGCUAUCAGUCCUCCAUCUGAAUCCACAGGAACCAUAAUAUGCAAGGAUGAGUAUGAGGCACCAAGCAUUGUUCUGGAUCCUCCUUUGAAAGAAGGUUUAACAGUAAAAGCAGGAGACACCAUUACACUGUCUGCUAUUAGUAUCCGUGGCAAACCACCUCCAACUUCAGCAUGGUCAAAAGCUGGAAAAGAUUUUAGACCUUCAGAGCUUGUGCACAUUGAAACCAAACCAACUUCUUCUACUCUAACUGUCAAAUAUGCAGCCAGAAAAGAUUCUGGAGAAUACACAAUCACUGCAACCAAUCCUUUUGGCACUAAGCAGGAGAGUGUACAAGUGAAAGUUUUAGAUAUACCAGGACCUCCAGGGCCUAUUGAGAUCAGCAAUGUUUCAGCAGAAAAAGCAACUCUUACAUGGUCACCUCCUGCAGAAGACGGUGGAUCACCAGUCAAAUCAUAUGUUCUUGAAAAGAGAGAAACUAGUCGACUGCUCUGGACAUUGGUUGCUGAAAAUAUUGAAACCUGUAGGCAUGUUGUUAGCAAGCUCAUUCAAGGAAAUGAAUAUGUUUUCCGUGUCUCAGCAGUAAAUCAAUAUGGCAAGGGUGAACCAGUACAAUCAGAACCAGUUAAAAUGGUGGAUAGAUUUGGUCCUCCAGGCCCUCCUGGUAAACCAGAAGUAACAAAUGUGACUAAAAAUACUGUCACAGUUACCUGGAAAAGGCCAGUUGAUGAUGGUGGAAGUGAAAUCACAGGUUACCAUGUGGAGCGGAGAGAAAAGAAAGGUUUAAGAUGGGUUAGAGCAACAAAGAAACCAGUUUCAGAUCUUAGAUGCAAAGUAACUGGUCUUCAGGAAGGAAAUGAAUAUGAAUUCCGUGUCAGUGCAGAAAACAGAGCAGGAGUUGGACCACCAAGCGACACUUCAAACUCAGUCCUAUGCAAAGAUGUUGCAUACCCACCAGGUCCACCUUCAAAUCCAAGGGUGACUGAUACUACAAAGACAAGUGCAUCUUUAGCCUGGGGCAAGCCUCACUAUGAUGGUGGUCUUGAGAUCACUGGCUAUAUAGUGGAGCAUCAAAAGGAAGGAGAAGAAGAAUGGGUAAAAGACAAUAUAGGGACUGCUCUAAGAAUCACUCAGUUUGUUGUAGCUCAUCUGCAAACAGGAGCCAAAUACAAUUUCAGAAUCUCUGCCAUGAAUGCUGCAGGUGUUGGUGAACCAGUAAUAAUUCCAAGUGUGGAAAUCAAAGACCGAGAAGAGAUUCCUGACUUUGAAUUAGAUGCUGAGCUAAGAAGAACACUUGUUGUUAGAGCUGGAUUAACUAUUCGGAUUUUUGUACCAAUUAAAGGGCGUCCAACUCCAGAAGUUACAUGGACAAAAGAUGAUGUUUCACUCAAAGGACGUGCCAGUAUUGAAAAUACCGACUCCUUUACACUGUUGAUUGUCACAGAGUGCACCAGAUAUGAUGCAGGAAAAUACGUAAUGACUCUUGAAAAUGCUGCUGGUAAGAAGACUGGCUUUGUAAAUGUAAAAGUUUUGGAUACACCAGGUCCACCCAUAAACCUUAAGCCUAGAGAAAUAACCAAAGACAGCAUCACCCUCCAGUGGGAUAUGCCUCUGGUAGAUGGAGGUUCCCGUAUAACAAACUAUAUUGUUGAGAAACGUGAAUCAACUCGGAAGGCGUAUUCAACAGUCACAACCAACUGCCAGAAGUGUUCCUUCAGGGUUCCUAAUUUGGCUGAGGGUAGUGAAUACUAUUUCAGAGUACUGGCUGAAAAUGAGUACGGUAUUGGUGAACCAGCUGAAACUGCAGAACCAGUAAGAGCUUCUGAGGCACCAUCCCCACCUGAGAGCCUUAAUAUUAUGGAUGUAACACGGAACUCAGUUAGCUUAGCUUGGCCAAAACCAGAACAUGAUGGUGGCAGCAAGAUCACUGGAUAUGUAAUUGAAGCACAGAGAAAAGGAACCAACCAGUGGGCACACAUCACCACUGUAAAAACACUGGACUGUGUAGUAAAGAAUUUAACUGAAAAUGAAGAGUAUACUUUCCAGGUUAUGGCAGUUAACAGUGCUGGAAGAAGUGCCCCAAGAGAAAGCAGGCCAGUUAUUAUCAAGGAGCAAACUAUGCUCCCUGAGUUUGACCUCCGUGCUAUCUAUCAGAAAACAGUCAUUGCCAAAGCUGGUGACAAUAUCAAGAUAGAAAUCCCUGUACUUGGUCGUCCAAGGCCUGCAGUGACUUGGAAGAAAGAAGACCAGAUACUUAAGCAAACACAAAGGGUAAAUUAUGAAAAUACUGCAACUGCAACCAUACUAACCAUCAAUGAAUGUAUUCGAAGUGAUAGUGGCCAAUACCCUCUGUCAGCUAAAAAUAUUGUUGGAGAAGUUAGUGAAGUAAUCACAGUUCAGGUUCAUGACAUACCCGGGCCUCCUACUGGACCAAUCAAAUUUGAUGAAAUUUCAUCUGAUUCCCUAACAUUCUCAUGGGAGCCUCCUUUGGAUGAUGGUGGUGUACCAAUAAGUAACUAUGUUAUAGAAAUGCGUCAAACUGACAGUACCACGUGGACUGAAUUGGCAACUACAGUGAUACGUACUACAUUUAAAGCCAUUCGUCUUACUACUGGAGUUGAGUAUCAGUUCCGUGUUAGAGCCCAAAACAGAUAUGGAAUUGGUCCAGCCAUUACUUCAGGGUCUGUAGUUGCCAACUACCCAUUUAAGGUACCUGGGCCUCCUGGCACUCCUCAGGUGAUAGCAGUCACCAAAGAAACGAUGACCAUUAGCUGGAAUGAGCCAGUUACUGAUGGUGGAAGUCCUAUACUGGGAUAUCAUGUUGAAAGAAAAGAGAGAAACAGCAUUCUUUGGCAGACUGUAAGCAAAAUGCUGGUAUCAGGCAAUAUCUUUAAAUCAUCUGGACUCACCGAUGGCAUUGCAUAUGAAUUCCGUGUAAUAGCAGAAAAUCUGGCUGGGAAGAGUAAGCCAAGCAAGCCAUCUGAGCCUGUGUUUGCUCUGGACCCAAUAGAUCCUCCUGGUAAGCCAAUACCUCUGAACAUUACAAGACAUGCAGUUACACUGAAGUGGACUAAACCAGAAUAUAAUGGAGGUUUUAAGAUAACUGGCUACACUGUUGAAAAAAGAGACCUUCCUAAUGGCCGUUGGCUGAAGGCUAAUUUCAGCAACAUACUGGAGACUGAAUUCACUGUAAGUGGUUUGACAGAAGACGCUGCCUAUGAAUUCCGUGUGAUUGCUAGGAACGCCGGUGGAGCUGUUAGUCAGCCCUCUGAGCCAUCAGAUGCAAUCACUUGUAGAGAUGACAUUGAAGCCCCAAGGAUAAAAGUGGAUGCUAAGUACAAAGACACCUUAGUGCUGAAAGCAGGUGAACUUUUCAGACUUGAGGCUGAUGUUUCAGGUCGCCCUCCACCAACUAUGACAUGGACAAAGGGAGAAAAAGAACUUGAAGACACAGCAAAAUUAGAAAUAAAAAUAGCAGAUUUCUCUACUGUACUUAUCAAUAAAGAUUCCUCAAGAAGAGACGGUGGUGCUUAUACACUUACUGCAACAAAUCCUGGUGGCUUUGCCAAGCAUAUCUUCAAUGUUAAAGUUCUUGAUAGACCUGGUCCCCCAGAAGGGCCUUUGGCUGUGUCUGAAGUCACUGCAGAAAAAUGUGUGGUGUCAUGGCUACCCCCACUGGAUGAUGGAGGAGCAAAGAUUGACCAUUAUGUGGUUGAAAAACGAGAAACCAGUAGAUUGGCAUGGACAGCUGUAGCCACAGAAGUUCCAGUGACUAAACUGAAGGUUACUAAGCUGCUGAAGGGCAAUGAGUAUGUGUUCCGAGUUAUGGCUGUUAACAAGUAUGGAGUUGGUGAGCCUCUGGAAUCAGAACCUGUUCUUGCAGUAAAUCCAUAUGUGCCACCUGAUCCACCUAAAACACCUGAGGUUACAGCAAUUACAAAAGACUCCAUGGUUGUCUGUUGGGGCCAUCCUGAUUCUGAUGGUGGGAGCCCAAUAACUAACUAUAUUGUGGAACGCCGAGACAGGGCUGGUCUACGGUGGGUGAAAUGCAACAAAAGGGUUGUUACUGACUUACGUUAUAAAGUGUCUGGACUGACAGAAGGCCAUGAAUAUGAAUACAGAGUCAUGGCUGAAAAUGCUGCUGGAGUCAGUGAGCCAAGUCCAACCAGUCCAUUCUAUAAAGCCUGUGAUACUGUAUUUAAGCCUGGUCCCCCAGGUAAUCCUCGUGUUUUGGAUAGCAGCAAGUCCUCAAUUACAAUAGCAUGGAACAAACCAAUAUAUGAUGGUGGUUCAGAGAUCACAGGUUACAUGGUUGAGAUUGCACUACCUGAAGAAGAUGAGUGGAAGAUUGUAACUCCACCAAUAGGUCUAAAGGCCACUUCUUUUACCAUCACUGAUCUGAAAGAAAAUCAAGAGUAUAAAAUAAGGAUAUAUGCUAUGAACUCUGAAGGUCUUGGAGAACCUGCUCUUGUUCCUGGGACUCCAAAAGCUGAAGAAAGAAUGCUACCUCCAGAGAUUGAACUUGAUGCAGAACUACGUAAAGUUGUCACUAUUAGAGCCUGCUGUACUCUAAGGCUCUUUGUCCCAAUUAAAGGAAGACCAGCACCUGAAGUAAAAUGGACAAGAGAACAUGGGGAAUCUUUGGAUAGAGCUAGCAUUGAAUCAACAAGCUCUUACACUUUACUUAUCAUUGAAAAUGUGAAUAGAUUUGAUAGUGGCAAAUACAUACUGACAGUUGAAAACAGCUCAGGUAGUAAGUCAGCAUUUGUGAAUGUCAGAGUUCUUGAUACUCCAGGGGCACCUCAAGAUUUGAAAAUAAAAGAAGUUACAAAAUCUUCAGUUACACUCACAUGGGAACCUCCUCUCAUAGAUGGUGGCUCUAAAAUAAAAAAUUACAUUGUUGAAAAGCGUGAAUCAACAAGAAAAGCUUAUUCAACUGUUAAUGCCAAUUGCCACAAGACCAGCUGGAAAGUUGAUUCACUGCAAGAAGGCUGCAACUACUACUUCAGAGUCUUAGCUGAAAAUGAAUAUGGAAUAGGCCUUCCAGUUGAAACUUCAGAAUCCGUAAAAGUAUCAGAAAGACCACUUCCACCAGGGAAAAUAACUUUGUUGGAUGUGACAAGAAAUAGCGUAUCCUUAUCUUGGGAAAAACCUGAACAUGAUGGUGGAAGCAGAAUUCUGGGCUACAUUGUAGAAAUGCAAAGCAAAGGCAGUGAGAAGUGGUCAACCUGUGCUACAGUAAAAGUUACUGAAGCCACCAUCACAGGACUGAUCCAAGGUGAAGAAUACACCUUCCGUGUUUCAGCUCAGAAUGAGAAAGGUAUCAGUGAUCCUCGCCAGCUGGGUAUACCAGUUGUUGCAAAAGAUCUUGUCAUUCCACCAGCUUUCAAACUACUAUUUACCACUUUCAGUGUUCUAGCAGGAGAGGACUUAAAGGUUGAUGUUCCUUUUGUUGGUCGACCCAAACCAGCAGUGCUUUGGCAUAAAGACAAUGUGGCAUUGAAGCAGACUACAAGAGUAAAUGCAGAAAGUUCAGAAAACAACACAGUGUUAACAAUAAAAGAAGCAUGCAGAGAAGAUGUGGGGGCAUAUUUAGUUAAACUUACAAACUCUGCCGGUGAAGCAACUGAGACCUUAAAUAUUGUUGUCCUUGACAAACCAGGACCUCCAACUGGACCAGUAAAAGUAGAUGAAGUAACAGCAGAUAGUAUUACCAUUUCCUGGGAACCACCCAAAUAUGAUGGUGGUAGCUCUAUCAAUAAUUAUAUUGUAGAGAGAAGAGACACUUCUACCACAACUUGGCACAUUGUGUCAGCUACUGUUGCAAGAACAACUAUAAAAGCAUGUCGUUUAAAGACUGGCUGUGAAUAUCAGUUCAGAAUCGCAGCUGAAAACAGAUAUGGGAAGAGUACAUAUCUCACUUCAGAGUCAAUCAUAGCCCAAUACCCAUUUAAAGUUCCCGGUCCACCUGGAACACCUUUUGUAACAAAUACCUCAAAAGACAGCAUGGUGGUACAAUGGAAUGAACCAGUCAAUGAUGGCGGUAGCAGGAUCAUUGGGUAUCAUUUGGAGCGCAAAGAAAGAAACAGCAUUCUGUGGGCUAAACUGAAUAAAACACCUAUUCCAGAUACCAAAUUUAAGACAACUGGUCUUGAGGAAGGUCUUGAAUAUGAGUUUAGAGUCUAUGCAGAAAACAUAGUGGGAAUUGGAAAGGCAAGUAGAGGAUCUGAAUGCUAUACUGCACGUGAUCCAUGUGACCCUCCAGGUCGUCCAGAACCUGUAAUUGUCACAAGAAGCUCAGUAACACUUCAGUGGAAGAAACCUAUAUAUGAUGGUGGAAGUAAGAUCACAGGCUAUGUUGUUGAAAAGAAGGAAUUACCUGAUGGCCGUUGGAUGAAAGCAAGCUUUACAAAUGUAAUUGAUACUCAGUUUGAAGUAACUGGUUUAGUCGAAAAUCAGAGAUAUGAGUUCCGUGUUAUAGCACGAAAUGCUGCAGGUGUUUUCAGUGAACCAUCUGAGAGCUCAGGGGCAAUUACAGCAAGAGAUGAAGUAGAACCACCCCAUAUAAGUAUGGAUCCAAAAUACAAAGACACUAUUGUAGUGAACGCUGGUGAGUCAUUCAAGCUUGAUGCUGAUGUUCAUGGUAAACCAAUACCUUCCAUUCAGUGGUUAAAAGGCGAUCGUGAGCUGACAAGCACUGCUCGCAUGGAAAUAAAAAGUACCGAUUUUGCAACAAGCCUUAGUGUGAAGGAAGCCACUAGAGUUGACAGUGGUCAGUAUGUCCUACUGGCAAAGAACGUUGCAGGUGAAAAGAAGGUUCCUGUUAACGUCAAAGUUCUUGAUAGACCUGGACCACCAGAAGGACCUGUUGAGAUUACCGGUGUUACCGCUGAAAAAUGCACACUGUCAUGGAAACCACCACUGCAAGAUGGUGGUAGUGAUAUUUCACACUACGUUGUAGAAAAAAGGGAAACCAGUCGCUUGGUGUGGACCGUUGUUGACUCAAAUGUGCAAACCCUAAAUUGCAAAGUUACCAAACUUUUAGAAGGAAAUGAGUAUGUUUUCCGCAUCAUGGCAGUAAAUAAAUACGGUGUUGGUGAACCUCUUGAAUCUGAACCAGUACUCGCAAAGAACCCAUUUUCAGUACCACUUCCACCAAAGGCACCAGAAGUCACAGCCGUUACCAAGGAUUCUAUGAUAGUUGUAUGGGAAAGGCCAGCCUCUGAUGGUGGCAGUGAAAUCCUAGGUUAUGUUCUUGAAAAACGAGAUAAGGAAGGUGUUCGCUGGACAAGAUGUAACAAACGCCUGAUCAGUGAACUACGAUACAGAGUGACUGGUCUUAUAGAAAAUCAUGAUUAUGAGUACAGAGUUUCAGCUGAAAAUGCUGCUGGUCUUAGUGAACCAAGCCCACCUUCCACUUACUACAAAGCAUGUGAUCCUAUUUACAAGCCAGGUCCACCCAAUAAUCCUAAAGUUGUGGAUGUUACAAGAUCUUCCGUUUUCCUUUCAUGGGGUAAACCUAUCUAUGAUGGUGGCUCUGAAAUUCAGGGAUACAUUGUGGAAAAAUGUGAUGUAAGCGAUGGUGAAUGGGCAAUUUGUACCCCUCCAACUGGAAUUAAGAAUACCCACAUGGAAGUAGAAAAAUUAGUGGAAAAACAUGAAUACAAAUUCCGCAUAUGUGCAGUUAAUAAAGCAGGAGUUGGAGAGCAUGCAGACGUUCCUGGUUCUGUUAUUGUAGAAGAAAAGAUGGAGGCACCAGACCUUGACCUUGACAUGGAAUUACGGAAGAUUGUAAAUGUGAGGGCAGGAGGUUCUUUAAGACUGUUUGUUCCCAUCAGAGGUCGUCCAACACCUGAAGUAAAAUGGGGUAAAGUAGAUGGUGACAUCAGAGAAGCAGCUAUUAUUGAUACCACUAGCAGCUUUACUUCCCUUGUUCUAGACAAUGUUAACAGAUUUGAUACUGGAAAGUAUACUCUGACCUUGGAAAACAGCAGUGGAACAAAGUCUGCCUUUGUCAGUGUAAGAGUACUGGAUACCCCGAGUGCACCCAUUAAUUUAAAGAUCAGAGAGAUCACUAAAGACUCUGUUUCGCUUUCAUGGGAGCCUCCUCUCUUGGACGGUGGAGCGAAAAUAAAGAAUUUCAUUAUUGAAAAACGUGAAGCAACAAGAAAGGCAUAUGCAGCUGUUGUAACAAACUGCCACAAGACUUCAUGGAAAGUAGAUCAACUUCAGGAGGGCUGCUAUUACUUCUUUAGAAUUUCUGCUGAGAAUGAAUAUGGAAUUGGCCUCCCUGCAGAAACCAGUGACCCAAUUAAAGUUGCUGAAGUUCCACAGCCUCCUGGGAAAAUAACAGUGGAUGAUGUCACAAGAAACAGUGUCUCACUAAGCUGGGCAAAACCUGAACAUGAUGGUGGUAGCAAAAUCAUACAAUACAUUGUUGAAAUGCAAGCAAAGGGUAGUGAGAAGUGGUCAGAGUGUGCUCGUGUAAAAACACUUGAAGCAGUUAUUACUAACCUAACUCAAGGGGAAGAAUAUCUUUUCAGAGUAAUGGCUGUAAAUGAAAAGGGUAAGAGCGAUCCUAGAGCACUUGCAGUUCCAAUAGUUGCCAAAGACUUAGUGAUUGAACCUGAUGUAAGACCUGCUUUUCACAGUUACAGUGUUCAAGUGGGACAAGAUCUGAAAGUAGAAAUACCAAUUGCAGGUCGACCUAAACCAACUGUUACAUGGGUAAAAGAUGGCCAGCCAUUAAGGCAGACAACAAGAGUCAACGUAAGUGAUUCAACUGAUCUCACUAUACUGAAUCUUAAGGAAACUAGCAAAGAGGACAGUGGUACUUAUGAAAUCACCGUGGCUAAUGUUGUUGGGCAAAAGUCUGCCUCUAUUGACGUUAUAACUCUAGACAAACCUGACCCUCCAGUAGGGCCUGUGAAGUUUGAUGAAAUAAGUGCAGAAAGUAUUACUCUAUCAUGGAAUCCCCCAGCAUACACAGGAGGCUGCCAAAUCACCAACUAUAUUGUUCACAAGAGAGAUACAACAACCACUGUAUGGGAAACAGUUUCAGCUACUGUUGCAAGAACUACACUGAAGGUGACUAAACUGAAAACUGGUUCAGAAUACCAGUUCAGAAUAUUUGCUGAGAACAGGUAUGGGCAGAGUUUUGCAUUGGAAUCUGCACCAGUUGUAGCACAGUACCCCUACAAGGAACCAGGACCUCCUGGCACACCAUUUGUGACCACAGUUACAAAAGACUCCAUGGUUGUACAGUGGCAUGAACCAGUAAAUGAUGGUGGCAGUAGAGUGUUGGGCUACCAUCUUGAGAGAAAGGAGAAAAACAGCAUUUUAUGGACUAAAGUUAACAAGACUAUUAUUCAGGACACAAGUUUUAAGACAAAUAACCUCGAAGAAGGAAUUGAAUAUGAGUUUCGAGUUUCUGCGGAAAAUAUUGUUGGUGUAGGCAGAACAAGUAAAGUUUCUGAGUGCUACGUAGCUCGGGAUCCAUGUGAUCCUCCAGGUCGCCCAGAGGCUAUAAUAAUAAAAAGAAGCUCUAUUACUCUACAAUGGACCAAACCAGAAUAUGAUGGUGGAAGUAAGAUUACUGGUUAUAUUGUAGAGAAACGUGACUUACCAGAUGGUCGCUGGAUGAAAGCCAGCUUCACAAAUAUCAUUGAAACUCAGUUCACUGUAACAGGGCUUACUGAAGACCAAAGAUAUGAAUUUAGAGUAAUUGCAAAGAAUGCUGCAGGUGCAAUAAGCAAACCUUCUGACAGUACAGGUCCAAUAACAGCAAGGGAUGAAGUUGAACUUCCACGAAUUUCAAUGGAUCCGAAGUACAAAGACACAAUUGUUGUAAAUGCUGGUGAAACAUUCAGACUUGAUGCUGAUGUUCACGGAAAGCCACUACCAACCAUUAAGUGGUACAAAGGAGAUAAAGAGCUUGAGGAAACUUCUAGAUGUGAGAUUAAGAACACAGAUUUCAGUGCAUUAAUAGUUGUAAAAGAUGCUAUUAGAGUUGAUGGUGGACAGUACAUUUUAGAAGCCUCUAACGUUGCUGGAACAAAGACAGUAACGGUAAACGUAAAAGUCCUGGACAGGCCAGGACCUCCAGAGGGCCCAGUCCAAGUGACAGGAGUCACAGCUGAAAAAUGUGCAUUGGCAUGGUCUCCUCCUCUUCAUGAUGGUGGCAGUGAUAUUUCUCAUUAUAUUGUAGAGAAGAGAGAAACUAGUCGCUUGGCAUGGACUGUGGUUGCUUCAGAGGUUUUACCUACAAUGCUGAAAGUAACAAAACUCUUGGAAGGAAAUGAGUAUGUCUUCCGUAUUAUGGCAGUUAACAAAUAUGGAGUUGGUGAGCCAUUAGAAUCUGUGCCAGUGAUGAUGAAAAAUCCGUUUGUGGUUCCUGGACCACCAAAGGCCUUGGAAAUUACCAACAUCACAAAGGAUUCUAUGACUGUCUGCUGGACCCGGCCAGAGAGUGAUGGUGGUAGUGAAAUCGUUGGUUACAUUGUAGAAAAAAGAGACCGAGCAGGCAUCAGGUGGAUAAAAUGCAAUAAACGCCGAAUUACAGAUUUGCGAUUAAGAGUUACAGGAUUAUCAGAGGAUCAUGAAUAUGAAUUUAGAGUUUCUGCUGAAAAUGCUGCUGGAGUAGGUGAACCCAGCCAAGUUUCUCCUUACUUUAAAGCUUGUGACCCUAUGUUCAAGCCUGGCCCUCCUACAAAUACCCAUGUUGUGGAUACCACCAAAAGUUCAGUUACACUUGGUUGGAGUAAACCUAUUUAUGAUGGUGGUUGUGAAAUCCAGGGAUACCUUGUAGAAAUCUGUAAGGCAGAUGAAGAUGAAUGGUCGCUUGCUACACCACAAACAGGUAUACGUGCUACUCGAUUUGAAAUCAAAAAGCUUACUGAACAUCAAGAAUACAAAUUACGAGUGUGUGCUCUCAACAAGAUUGGUGUAGGAGAGGCUGCAUCAGUUCCUGGCACUGUUAAACCAGAAGACAAACUUGAAGCUCCAGAACUUGAUAUUGAUUCAGAGCUAAGGAAGGGGAUAGUGGUUAGAGCUGGUGGGUCUGCUAGGAUUCACAUACCAUUCAGGGGACGACCAACACCAGACAUCACGUGGUCCCGAGAAGAAGGUGAAUUCACAGAAAAAGUUCAGAUUGAAAAAGGCAUAAACUUCACACAACUUUCAAUUGACAAUUGUGAUAGAAAUGAUGCUGGAAAAUAUAUUCUUAAGUUGGAGAACAGCAGUGGUUCUAAAUCUGCAUUUGUUACAGUUAAAGUCUUGGACACACCAGGACCACCACAAAAUUUAGUGGUAAAGGAUAUAAAGAAGGAUUCUGCUGUAUUAUCUUGGGAACCUCCCAUUAUUGAUGGUGGUGCAAAGGUAAAGAACUAUGUAAUAGACAAGCGUGAGUCAACCAGGAAGGCUUUUGCAAAUGUAAGUGCUAAGUGUGGCAAGACAAGUUUUAAAGUUGAAAAUCUUACAGAAGGAGCAAUUUAUUACUUCAGAGUUAUGGCUGAAAAUGAAUUUGGAAUUGGUGUUCCAGUUGAAACCAGGGAUGCUGUCAAAGCCUCAGAGCCACCUCUGCCUCCUGGGAAAGUAUUACUCACUGAUGUGACUCAGAGAAGUGCAUCACUUACAUGGGAAAAACCUGAACAUGAUGGAGGUAGCAGAAUUUUGGGAUACAUUGUUGAAAUGCUGCCUAAAGGAACAGAAAAAUGGAGUGUUGUUAGUGAGUCCAAAACGUGCAAUGCAGUGGUGUCUGGCUUGAGUCCAGGACAGGAAUAUCAAUUCCGUGUGAUUGCCUACAAUGAAAAAGGGAAAAGUGAUCCUAGAGCACUUGGAAUUCCUGUGAUAGCUAAAGACUUGACAAUUGAGCCAAGUUUCAAACUGAUGUUUAAUACAUACAGCGUGCAAGCUGGAGAAGAUCUAAAGGUAGAAGUACCAUUUAUAGGUAGACCCAAACCUACUAUUACUUGGACAAAAGAUGAGCAGCCACUGAAACAGACAACCAGAUUAAAUAUUCAGGAUACGACAACAUCAACUAUCUUACAUAUUAAAGAAAGCAACAAGGAAGACUUUGGUAAAUAUACAGUAACAGCAACAAAUGCAGCAGGUACAGCAACAGAGCACCUGACCAUAAUUGUACUGGAAAAGCCUGGCCCACCACGAGGACCUGUCCGAUUUGACGAAGUUAGUGCAGACUUUGUUGUUUUAUCAUGGGAUCCACCUGAUUAUACCGGUGGCUGUCAGAUAAGCAACUAUAUAGUAGAAAAGCGUGACACAAGCACUACCACCUGGAGCAUUGUGUCAGCAACUGUUGCAAGAACAACUAUCAAAGCAACAAAGCUUAAAACAGGUACUGAAUACCAGUUCAGGAUUACUGCUGAAAACAGAUAUGGAAAGAGCUCUCCUUUGGCUUCUAAACCAGUUGUUGUGCAAUACCCCUACAAGGUGCCUGGACCACCUGGAACCCCAUUUGUAACAGCAGCUUCCAAAGAUCAUAUGAUUGUACAGUGGCACGAACCAGUUAAUGAUGGAGGAAGCAAAGUUCUUGGCUACCAUCUUGAGCGUAAAGAUAAGAACAGCAUUCUUUGGACAAAACAGAACAAGUCACUCAUUACCGACACCAAAUAUAAAACAGACGGCCUUGAAGAAGGUCUUGAAUAUGAGUUCCGAGUUUCUGCUGAAAACAUUGUUGGCAUUGGCAAAGUCAGCAAAGUAUCAGAACUGUACGUUGCCCGAGAUCCUUGUGACCCACCUGGCCGCCCAGAGGCCAUUGUUGUUACAAGAAGUAAUAUUACACUGCAAUGGAAAAAACCAGAAUAUGAUGGCGGAAGCAAAAUAACUGGUUAUAUUGUAGAAAAGAAAGAACUACCAGAUGGUCGCUGGAUGAAAGCCAGCUUUACAAAUGUGUUGGAAACAGAAUUUACAGUAAGUGGUCUUGUUGAAAACCAACAAUAUGAGUUUAGAGUAAUUGCCAGAAAUGCAGCAGGUUGCUUGAGUGAACCAUCUGAAAGUACAGGGCCCAUUACUGCCAGAGAUGAAAUUGAAGCACCAGGGGCUUCACUAGAUCCCAAAUACAGAGAUGUCAUUGUUGUUCGUGCUGGAGAAACCUUUGUUCUUGAAGCUGAUAUCCAUGGCAAACCUAUUCCUGACAUUUCAUGGUCAAAAGAUGGUAAAGACCUUGAAGAAGCAACUGCAAGAAUGGAAAUUAAAUCUACCAUUCAGAAAACAACUCUCACUGUCAAAGACUGUAUAAGAGUAGAUGGAGGUCACUAUACUCUCAACCUCAAAAAUGUUGGUGGCACCAAAUCUAUACCAAUCACUGUAAAAGUACUCGAUAGACCAGGACCUCCAGAAGGACCUUUGAAGGUUACAGGUGUCACUGCAGAAAAAUGCUACUUGUCAUGGGCUCCACCAUUACAUGAUGGUGGUUCUAGUAUUUCACAUUAUAUCGUUGAGAAGAGAGAGACAAGCAGACUUUCAUGGACACAAGUAGCAACAGAUGUGCAGGCUCUUAACCUCAAAGUAACAAGACUCCUUCCUGGCAAUGAGUACAUUUUCCGUGUAAUGGCAGUGAAUAAAUACGGAAUUGGAGAGCCCUUGGAAUCUGAACCAAUUGUGGCUCGUAAUCCAUACAAACCCCCUGGUCCUCCUUCAACACCUGAAGUUUCAGCAAUCACAAAAGAUUCUAUGGUGGUGACAUGGGGUCGCCCAGAAGACAAUGGAGGAGCUGAGAUUGAAGGUUACAUACUUGAAAAACGAGACAAAGAUGGUAUCCGGUGGACCAAAUGCAAUAAGAAAAGGCUGACAGACUUGCGAUUCAGAGUAACAGGUCUUACUGAUGGACAUUUCUAUGAAUUUAGAGUUUCCGCUGAAAAUGCUGCGGGGGUAGGGGAACCCAGUGAACCAUCCAUUUUCUACCGUGCUUGUGAUGUAUUAUAUCCACCAGGUCCACCCACCAAUCCAAAGGUUACAGAUACUUCCAGGUCAUCAGUUUCCCUUGCGUGGAGUAAACCUAUUUAUGAUGGUGGUGCUCCUGUUAAGGGAUAUGUAGUAGAAGUAAAAGAAGCUGCCGCUGAUGAAUGGACUACCUGCACCCCACCAACAGGUCUACAAGCAAAACAGUUCACCGUGACCAAACUAAAAGAGAACCAGGAGUAUAACUUCCGCAUCUGUGCCAUCAACUCAGAAGGAGUAGGAGAACCUGCUACUAUACCUGGUGCAGUCUUAGCAGAGGACAAGGUUGAACCUCCUGAAAUUGAACUUGAUGCAGAUCUCAGAAAAGUAGUCACUGUACGGGCUAGUGGUACAUUACGCUUGUUUGUCACCAUCAAAGGUAGACCAGAACCUGAAGUUAAAUGGGAGAAAGCAGAAGGAACAAUUAGUGAGCGAGCUCAGAUUGAAGUUACCAGUUCCUAUACAAUGCUGGUCAUUGACAAUGUUAAUAGAUUUGAUAGUGGUAGAUACAAUCUUACAUUAGAGAACAACAGUGGCAAAAAAUCAGCUUUUGUUAAUGUCAGAGUGCUUGAUACACCUAGUGCACCUAUAAACUUGACAAUCAGAGAAGUGAAAAAAGAUUUUGUAGCUUUAGCCUGGGAACCACCACUUAUUGAUGGCGGAGCUAAAAUUACCAACUAUGUAGUUGAAAAGCGAGAAUCCACAAGAAAGGCAUAUGCCACAGUUACAAACAACUGCACUAAGAAUUCCUACAAGAUUACUCAGCUACAGGAAGGAUGUAGUUAUUACUUCCGUGUUCUAGCUGUAAAUGAAUAUGGGGUUGGCUUACCAGCAGAAACAGCUGACCCAAUUAAGGUGUCUGAACCACCUUCUCCACCUGCAAAGGUCAUUCUUGUUGAUGUGACUCGCAACUCUGUUUCCAUUAAAUGGGAGAAACCAGAGAGCGAUGGUGGCAGUAAAAUUACUGGUUAUGUAGUAGAAAUGCAAACUAAAGGAAGUGUAAAAUGGAGUGCAUGCACACAGGUGAAAACAUUAGAAGCAACAAUAACAGGAUUAACUAUGGGAGAAGAGUACAGUUUCAGAGUGAUUGCUGUUAAUGAAAAAGGGAAAAGUGAUCCAAGAGAACUUGGUGUCCCGGUCAUUGCAAAAGAUAUUGAAAUCCAGCCAUCUGUUGAGCUCCUUUUCAACACAUUCACUGUGAAAGCUGGAGAUGAUCUUAAGAUUGAUGUUCCAUUCAGAGGGCGACCUCUUCCAACUGUUAGCUGGAAGAAGGAUGGGAAUCCCUUAAAACAGACAACCAGGGUAAAUGUUCAGACAUCAAAGACUUCAACUUCGCUGUCCAUCAAGGAAGCUUCAAAUGAAGAUUUGGGACAUUAUGAAUUACAUCUUUCAAAUACUGCUGGAUCAACAACAACUUCUUUAACUGUAGUUGUUCUUGACAGACCAGGGCCACCAACUGAUGUUCAUAUUGAUGAAGUUAGUGCUGAUAGUGUCACACUGUCUUGGAAACCUCCAGAAUAUGAUGGUGGGUGCCAUAUUAGCAAUUACAUUGUGGAGAAGAGAGACACUACCACAACAACAUGGGAGGUGGUAUCUGCAGCAGUUGCAAGAACAUCAAUUAAAGUAUCUCGACUCGUCACUGGAUCUGAAUAUCAGUUCCGUAUUUGUGCAGAAAACCGCUACGGGAAAAGCACUUACACUAAUUCUCCUUCUGUGGUAGCAGAGUAUCCAUUUAAGCCUCCGGGUCCACCUGGUACUCCUCAUGUGGUACAUGCAACUAAAGCUUUCAUGAUUGUAACUUGGCAGGUACCAGUUAAUGACGGAGGUAGCGUAGUACUAGGAUAUCACUUGGAGCGUAAGGAAAGAAGCAGCAUUCUUUGGACAAAAGUCAACAAGAGCCUUAUAACUGAUACACAAAUGAAAGUUACAGGUCUUGAUGAAGGACUGAUGUAUGAAUAUCGUGUGUAUGCAGAAAACAUUGCUGGAAUAGGCAAAUGCAGUAAAUCAUGCGAACCAGUUGCUGCAAGAGAUCCAUGUGAUCCUCCCGGUCAACCAGAAGUUACUAAUAUUACAAGAACAUCUGUCUCACUGAAGUGGACUAAACCAGAAUAUGAUGGUGGAGCUAAAGUAACAGGAUAUAUUAUUGAACGCAGAGAGAUACCAGAUGGUCGCUGGCUAAAAUGUAAUUUUACUAAUGUGCAAGAAACAUACUUUGAUGUAGGUGGACUUACAGAAGACCAGCGAUAUGAAUUCCGUGUGAUUGCAAAGAAUGCUGCUGGACUCUUCAGUCAGCCAUCUGAAUCAACUGGACCUGUGACAGUAAAAGAUGAUGUAGAGGCUCCAAGAAUUAUGAUGGAUGCCAAAUUCAGGGAUGUUGUAGUUGUGAAAGCUGGAGAAGUGUUUAAAGUCAAUGCUGAUAUUGCAGGUCGGCCAAUACCAGUGGUUUCAUGGACAAAGGAUGGCAAGGAACUUGAAGGAAAAGCUAGAGUUGAAAUAGUCUCAACAGAUUUUACAACUGCAAUAACCAUUAAGGACUGUAUCCGAAGUGAUUCAGGACAGUAUGUACUAACAUUACAAAAUGUUGCAGGAACAAAAUCUUUGGCAAUUAAUUGCAAAGUACUUGAUAGACCUGGCCCACCUGCAGGCCCAUUAGAAAUAAAAGGCCUUACUGCUGAAAAGUGCCAUUUAUCAUGGGGACCCCCUCAAGAAAAUGGUGGUGCAGAUAUUGAUUAUUAUAUUGUGGAAAAACGUGAGACCAGCAGAAUUGCAUGGACACUUUGUGAAGGAGAGCUUAGAACAACAUCCUGUAAAGUGACAAAAUUACUGAAGGGUAAUGAGUAUAUUUUCAGAGUGAUGGGAGUAAACAAAUAUGGUGUUGGUGAGCCUCUAGAAAGUGUUGCUGUCAAAGCCCUAGACCCAUUUACAGUUCCAAGUCCACCUACAUCUUUAGAGAUUACUAGUGUGAGCAAAGAUUCGAUAACUCUGUGCUGGGCAAGACCUGAGUCUGAUGGAGGCAGUGAGAUCUCUGGCUAUGUAAUUGAAAGGCGUGAGAAAACCAGCCUAAGAUGGAUUCGUGUAAACAAAAAGCCAGUUUAUGAUUUAAGAGUGAAAUCAUCUGGUCUCCGUGAAGGAUGUGAAUAUGAAUUCCGGGUUUAUGCAGAAAACGCUGCUGGCCUCAGUCUCCCAAGUGAAACCACACCAUUGAUUAAAGCAGAAGAUCCAAUCUUCUUGCCAUCACCCCCAUCUAAACCUAAGAUUAUGGAUUCUACAAGGUCAAAUAUCACAAUUGGUUGGACAAAGCCACUGUUUGAUGGAGGUGCCCCAGUAACAGGAUACACUGUUGAAUACAAGAAAACUGAUGAAACUGACUGGACAACAGCUAUUCAGAAUUUAAGAGGCACAGAAUAUACUGUAAGUGGAUUAGUAUCAGGCUCUGAGUAUGUUUUUAGAGUGAAAUCCAUUAACAAAAUGGGUGUCAGUGAACCAAGUGAUGUUUCAGAGCCUCAGCUGGCAAAAGAAAGAGAGGAAGAACCUGCUUUUGAUAUUGACAGUGAAAUGCGGAAGACUUUAAUUGUAAAGGCUGGUGGAUCAUUCACAAUGACUGUUCCUUUCAGAGGCAAACCAGUCCCAAAUGUAACAUGGAACAAAGCAGACACUGAUCUCCGUGUACGAGCAAGCAUUGACACUUCAGAUAAUUGUACAUCUCUCACUAUUGAAAAAGCAACAAGGAAUGAUUCUGGAAAAUACACGUUAACACUGCAAAACAUCCUGAACACUGCUACAUUGACUUUAAUUGUCAAAGUUCUUGAUACUCCUGGCCCACCAUCUAAUAUUGCAACAAAAGACAUAACUAAAGAAUCUGCUGUGUUAUCCUGGGAUGUUCCUGAAAAUGAUGGUGGAGCACCUGUAAAGAACUAUGUUAUUGAAAAACGAGAAGCUAGCAAAAAAGCAUGGGUCACUGUGACAAACAAUUGUCAUCGCCUGUCCUACAAAGUGACUGGUUUGCAAGAAGGCGGCAUUUACUACUUCCGGGUCUCUGGAGAAAAUGAGUAUGGUGUUGGAGUGCCUUCUGAGACCAAGGAGGGAACAAAAAUAACAGAAAAACCCAGCCCACCAGAAAAACUGGGAGUAACAAAUGUCACAAAGGACAGUGUUUCUCUAUCAUGGCUAAAACCAGAACAUGAUGGUGGAAGCAGAAUUGUGAGCUACCUCAUUGAAGCUCUGGAGAAAGGACAGCAAAAAUGGGUUAAGUGUGCAGUUGUAAAGACAACUCAUCAUGUUGUCCAUGGUCUUAAGGAGAACACUGACUACUUCUUCAGGGUGUAUGCAGAAAACCAAGCUGGUUUAAGUGAUCCUAAGGAACUUCUGCUCCCUGUUACAGUUAAAGAACAAUUAGAAUCUCCUGAGAUUGACAUGAAAGGCUUCCCUCAUAACACUGUAUAUGUUAGAUCAGGAUCAAACCUGAAAGUUGAAAUUCCCAUUUCUGGAAAACCAAUGCCAAAGGUGACACUGUCUAGAGAUGGUGUUCCACUGAAGCCUACCAUGAGAUUCAACACAGAAACCACUGCAGAAAGUCUUGUCAUUAACCUUAAAGAAAGUGUGGCUGCUGAUGCUGGCAGAUAUGACAUUACUGCUGCCAAUUCAAGUGGCACCACAAAAUCAUUUGUUAAUAUCGUUGUGCUGGAUAGACCUGGUCCUCCUGUUGGUCCUGUUGUCCUGAGCGAUGUCACUGAAGAGAGUGUAACACUCAGAUGGCAACCACCAGCUUAUGAUGGUGGAAGUCAAGUUACCAACUAUAUUGUACUGAAAAGAGAGACAAGUACUGCAGCUUGGUCUGAAGUGUCUGCAACUGUUGCUAGAACUGUUAUCAAAGUUAUGAGGCUCACGACAGGAGAAGAAUACCAAUUCCGCAUCAAAGCUGAGAACCGCUUUGGCAUCAGUGACCACAUAGACUCACAGUGUGUGGUUGUCAAGCUUCCUUACACUACCCCUGGCCCUCCUUCUACACCAUGGGUCACUAAUGUCACCCGAGAGAGUAUUACUGUUGGAUGGCAUGAACCUGUCACUAAUGGUGGUAAUGCUAUCAUCGGAUACCACUUGGAAAUGAAAGACAGGAAUAGCAUAUUAUGGCAGAAGGCUAACAAGACCCUUAUUCGUACCACUCAUUUCAAAGUCACCACCAUCAGCGCUGGCCUUAUCUAUGAAUUUAGAGUUUAUGCAGAAAAUGCAGCUGGCAUUGGAAAAGCAAGUCGUGCUUCUGAUCCAGUCCUUGCAAUUGAUGCUUGCGAACCACCAAGAAAUGUCCGUGCUUCAGAUAUUUCCAAGACCGCUAUCACUCUCUCCUGGCAGAAGCCAGCAUUUGAUGGUGGUAGCAAGAUCACUGGAUACAUCGUAGAGAAACGUGAUCUUCCAGAUGGCAGAUGGACAAAAGCAAGCUUCACCAAUGUUAUCGAGACUCAGUUCACAGUAUCUGGUCUGACACAGAAUUCCCGGUAUGAAUUCCGUGUCUUUGCUAAGAAUGCCGUUGGUUCAAUCAGUAAUCCCUCCGAUGUUGUGGGUCCUAUCACAUGUGUUGAUACAUAUGGUGCACCGGAAAUAGAUGUGCCACCAGAAUAUACAGAAGUGGUGAAAUACAAAGCAGGAACUUCAGUUAAGCUAAAACUAGGCAUCUCAGGCAAGCCUAUACCCACAAUUGAAUGGUUCAAAAAUGGCAACGAGGUACAAACCAGUGCACUAGUGUCAUUUGAAAACACAACAGAAUUUGCUUCUGUACUCAUCAAGGAUGCAAAUCGACUCAACAGUGGCACCUAUGAAUUAAAACUAAAGAAUGCUAUGGGUUCAGCAUCAGCCCACAUUAGACUACAGAUACUUGACAAGCCAGGACCUCCAACUGGACCUAUACAGUUUAAGACAGUCACUGCUGAAAAGAUUACAAUAAUGUGGGACCCACCAGCAGAUGACGGUGGUGCACCUGUAACACACUAUGUUGUUGAAAAGCGGGAGACAAGUCGGGUUGUUUGGUCUUUAAUUUCUGAAAAACUGGAGGGAUGUAUCAUAACUACAACAAAACUCAUCAAAGGAAAUGAAUAUUUGUUCCGUGUCCGUGGUGUGAACAAGUUUGGAAUUGGUGAUCCACUCGAAUCUGAACCUGUUAUAGCCAAAAAUUCAUUUGUUACACCUGGACCACCUAGUGUACCAGAAGUCACAAAGAUAACCAAGAAUUCUAUGACCGUUGUCUGGAAUAGGCCCACAGCUGAUGGAGGCAGUGAAAUAUCAGGAUAUUUUCUUGAGAAGCGUGACAAGAAGAGUCUGAGUUGGUUCAAGGUUACUAAAGAAAGUAUUCGGGACACCAGACAGAAAGUAACAGGUCUGACUGAAAACAGCGAAUAUCAUUUCCGAGUUUGUGCUGUCAAUGCAGCUGGACAAGGUCCGUUCUCUGAAGCUUCUGACUUCUACAAAGCUGCAGAUCCUAUUGAUAAGCCAGGCUCACCAACAAAGCUGAAGGUUGUGGAUACAACCAAGACAUCUGUCACCCUUGGCUGGAUUAAACCUACUUAUGAUGGAGGAAGUCCAGUUACCAACUAUGUGGUGGAGAAAAGGGAAGGUGAAGAGCAAGAAUGGACUGUAGUCAGUUCUAAGGGAGAAGUGAGAACAACUGAGUAUGUUGUAUCACACCUUCAGCCAAGUGUUAAUUAUUAUUUCCGUGUCUCUGCUGUGAAUUGUGCUGGACAAGGAGAGCCUAUUGAAAUGAUGGAACCUGUUCAAGCUAAAGAUAUUCUUGUGGCACCAGAGAUUGAUCUGGAUGUUGCUCUCCGGACAUCUAUUGUUGCUAAAGCAGGUGAAGAUGUGGAAAUAAUGAUUCCAUUUAAAGGAAGACCUCCUCCCACAGUCACAUGGAGAAAGGGUGACAAGAAUCUUGGAACUGAUGAAAGAUAUAUAAUUCAGAACACAGAAUCAUCUACACUACUUAUUAUUCCUCAAGUUACCCGAAACGAUACAGGAAAAUAUGUCCUUACAAUUGAAAAUGGAGUUGGAGAAGCAAAAUCAUCAUUUGUGAAUGUAAAAGUACUUGACACACCUUCUGCUUGCCAGAAGCUGCAGCUUAAGCAUGUUUCUCGUGGAACAGUUACACUGGUAUGGGAGCCCCCUCUUAUUAAUGGUGGUUCUGAAAUAACAAAUUAUGUUGUUGAAAAAAGAGAUGCUACAAAGAGGGCCUGGUCAACUGUUACAACAAAAUGUUCAAAUACCACCUUUAAGAUAACUAACCUGUCAGAGAAGACUGCAUUCUUCUUCCGUGUUCUUGCUGAAAAUGAAAUUGGACUGGGAGAACCUUGCGAGACAUCUGAACCCGUGAAAGCUGCAGAUGUACCCGGACCUGUCAAAGACCUAGCAAUGAAAGACUCUACAAAGAGUUCUGUUACAUUGCAGUGGAGCAAACCUGACUAUGAUGGUGGUAGCAUUAUAUCAGACUAUGUUAUUGAGAAGAAACUUCAGGAAGAGAAAGAGUGGACAUAUGCAGGCACAAGCAAGAGCUGUGAAUUUGUAGUUGAAAAACUUAAAGAGCUUUCUGUCAUGGAAUUCAGAGUCUUUGCUAAAAAUGAAAAAGGCAUGAGUGACUCUGUUACUGUUGGACCCAUUACAGUGAAGGAACUUAUAAUAACACCUGAGGCUGACCUUUCUGAUAUUCCUGGAGGACAGAUUUCAGUAAGAAUUGGACAUAACCUGCACAUUGAAUUGCCCUAUAAAGGUAAACCUAAGCCGUCAAUGAGCUGGCUCAAGGACAACCUCCCUCUUAAAGAAACAGAACAACUUCGUUUCAAGAAAACUGAAAACAAGAUAAGCUUAAGCAUCAAGAAUGUGAAAAAGGAGCAUGGUGGCAAAUAUACUUUAAUUCUUGAUAAUGUAGUCUGCAGAAAAUCAUUCACAAUUACUGUUAUCACUCUUGGUCCUCCAUCUAAGCCAAAAGCACCUUUAAGACUAGAUGAAAUCAAAGCAGAUAGUGUAGUUUUGUCAUGGGAAGCUCCUGAGGAUGAUGGGGGAGGAGAAAUUACUGGAUACAGUAUUGAGAAGAGAGAAACCUCACAAAUGAACUGGAAGCUGGUGUGUUCAAGCGCUGCAAGAACAACCUUCAAAGUGCCAAACCUUGUUAAAGACACUGAAUAUCAGUUUAGAGUGCGUGCAGAAAAUAGAUACGGAGUGAGCCCACCUCUUGUCUCAGCAGAUGUUGUGGCAAAGCAUCAGUUUAGACCACCAGGUGCCCCAGGCAAGCCUGUCGUAUACAAUGUAACUGCUGAUGGAAUGACAAUAUCUUGGGAUGCUCCUGCUUUUGAUGGUGGUUCAGAGAUUACUGGGUACCACGUUGAAAAGAAGGAAAGAAACAGUAUUUUGUGGCAGAAGGUUAAUGUUGCAUUAAUAUCUAGCAGAGAAUACAGGAUUACUGGACUGCUUGAGGGCCUGGAUUACCAGUUCCAAGUAUAUGCUGAAAACGCUGCAGGUCUAAGCCGAGCUAGUGAGCCAAGCAAAUUUACUUUGGCAGUCUCUCCAGUGGACCCACCUGGUACUCCUGAUUACAUUGAUGUCACCAGGGAAACAGUCACCCUGAAAUGGACCCCCCCACUGCGUGACGGAGGCAGUAAGAUUGUGGCUUACAGCAUUGAGAAACGGCAGGGAAAAACAGACCGUUGGCUGCGGUGUAACUUUACUGAUGUCAGUGAAUGCCAGUAUACGGUUACGGGACUCAGUGCAGGUGACCGAUAUGAAUUCAGAGUGCUUGCAAGAAAUGCUGUUGGUACAAUCAGCCCACCUUCACAGUCCUCAGGCUAUAUCAUGACCAGAGAUGAAAACGUUGCUCCAACAAUUGAAUUUGGUGCUGAGCACUUUGAAGGCCUUACUGUUAAAGCUGGAGAAAGCAUUAGAGUUAAAGCUCUAAUCAAAGGACGUCCAGUACCUAAAGUGACAUGGUUUAAGGAUGGUAAAGAGAUAGAGAAAACAAUGAAUAUAGAAAUUACUACAGCUAUUGGAUAUAGUACAAUCUUCAUUAGAGAUGCUAUCCGGGAUCAUCGUGGAGUGUACACAGUAGAAGCCAAAAAUGCAUCAGGCACUAAACGAGAAGAUAUUACCAUCAGAGUACAAGACACACCAGGAAAAGUUGGUGGACCAAUACGAUUCACAAACAUCACUGGAGAAAAAGUCACAUUAUGGUGGGAGCCUCCAGCUAAUGAUGGUUGUGCUUCUGUUUCUCACUACAUAAUUGAAAAACGUGAAACCAGCAGGAUCGCUUGGGCAUUAGUUGAAGAUAAAUGUGAAGCUUGCAGCUACACGGCACUUAAAUUAAUUAAGGGCAAUGAGUACCAGUUCCGCAUCUCUGCAGUGAACAAAUUUGGAGUUGGCAGACCAUUGGAGUCUGAUCCAGUUAUUGCACAAAUACCUUACACUCUUCCUGAUGCACCAGGAACUCCAGAGCCUACCAACGUAACAGGAGACAGUAUCACACUUACAUGGGCAAGACCGGAGUCAGAUGGUGGAAGCGAGAUAAAUGAGUAUAUUCUUGAAAGGAGAGAAAAGAAGAGCAUGCGCUGGGUUAAAGUCUCCAGUAAGAGGCCCAUUACUGAGAACAGAUACAGAGUAACUGGCCUUAUUGAAGGCAAUGAGUAUGAGUUCCAUGUCAUGGCUGAAAACGCUGCAGGAGUUGGACCUCCAAGUGAUGUUUCAAAGCUGAUUAAAUGUAGAGAACCAGUCAGCCCACCAAGUGCUCCUAAUGUUGUAAAGGUGACAGAUACAUCAAAGACUAGUGUAAGCUUAGAGUGGACAAAGCCAGUUUUUGAUGGAGGCAUGGAAAUAAUUGGGUACAUCAUUGAGAUGUGCAAAGCUGACCUUGAAGCAUGGCAGAAAGUCAAUGCAGAGACUGUUAUCGCUACUAAAUAUACUGUUGUAGAUUUGGAGGCAGGAGAACACUAUAAAUUCAGAGUUAGUGCUGUGAACGGCGCUGGCAAAGGAGAGAGUUGUGAAGUUCCUGCUUCAGUCCAAACCGUGGACAGGCUUUCUGCACCUGAAAUUGAUAUUGAUGCAAACUUCAAGCAGACUCAUAUUGUAAGAGCAGGUGCAAGCAUUCGUCUAUUUAUUGCCUUCUCUGGAAGGCCUGUUCCUACUGCAGUGUGGUCCAAAGCAGAUGCUAAUCUCAGCUUGCGUGCUGACAUUCAAACAACUGAUUCCUUCAGCACAUUGACUGUGGAGGAAUGCAAUAGAAAUGAUGCUGGCAAGUAUGUCUUUACUGUGGAAAACAACAGUGGAAGUAAGUCUAUUACAUUUACUGUCAAGGUUUUGGACACACCUGGUCCACCAGGUCCUAUUACAUUUAAAGAUGUGACUCGAGGAUCUAUUACUUUAAUGUGGGAUGCUCCUGUUCUGGAUGGAGGUUCUCGUAUCCAUCACUAUGUUGUGGAAAAACGUGAAGCAAGUCGUCGUAGCUGGCAAGUAGUGAGUUCAAAAUGCACUCGACAGAUCUUUAAGGUCACGGAUCUGGCAGAAGGUGUGCCAUAUUACUACCGAGUGUCAGCAGAAAAUGAAUAUGGUGUAGGUGAACCUUGUGAAUUAACAGAACCGGUUGUAGCCACAGAAGAACCUGCUCCACCUAAGAGACUAGAUAUUGUUGAUACAACCAAAUCUUCUGUAGUUUUAGCUUGGCUUAAACCUGAUCAUGAUGGCGGUAGCCGUAUUACUGGAUACCUUCUUGAAAUGAAACAAAAAGGAUCUGACUCCUGGAUUGGAGCUGGACAAACCAAGCAACUUACUUUCACUGUUGAAGGCCUUGUGGAGAACACUGAAUAUGAGUUCCGGGUGAAGGCAAAGAAUGAUGCCGGCUACAGUGAGCCAAGGGAAGCUUUCUCUUCUGUUAUUGUUAAGGAGCCACAAAUUGAACCAACAGCAGAUCUCAGUGAUAUAAGCAGACAGCUCAUAACAUGCAAGGCUGGAAGCACAUUUACUAUUGAUAUACCAAUCAGUGGGCGCCCAACUCCAAAAGUGACAUGGAAACUUGAGGAGAUGAGGUUGAAGGAAACUGAGAGAGUGACUAUCAAGACAACAAAAGACAGAACCAUACUGACUGUAAAGGACAGUAUGAGAGGUGACUCUGGUAAAUACUACCUUACACUUGAAAACACUGCUGGUGUGAAAACAUUUGCUGUCACAGUGGUAGUCAUAGGAAGACCAGGUCCUGUCACUGGCCCAAUUGAAAUAUCUUCUGUCUCUGCUGAGUCCUGUGUGUUGACCUGGAAAGAACCUGAAGAUGAUGGUGGCAGUGACAUUACAAACUAUAUUGUAGAGAAACGCGAGUCUGGCACAACAGCAUGGCAGCUGGUAAACUCCAGUGUGAAACGAACACAGAUUAAAGUCACUCAUCUCACAAAAUACCAAGAGUACAGUUUCCGAGUAAGCUCAGAAAAUAGAUUUGGUGUCAGCAAGCCGCUUGAAUCAAAAACAGUAGUUGCUGAGCAUCCAUUUGUCCCACCAAGCCCACCUUCAAGGCCAGAAGUCUAUUCUGUGUCUGCCACUGCCAUGGCCAUUCGCUGGGAGGAACCCUAUCAUGAUGGUGGCAGCAAAGUCAUUGGAUAUUGGGUGGAAAAGAAGGAGCGCAAUACCAUUCUUUGGGUGAAAGAGAACAAAGUGCCAUGCUGUGAAUGCAACUACAAAGUCACAGGGUUGGUAGAAGGCCUAGAAUAUCAGUUCAGAACCUAUGCUCUAAAUGCUGCAGGUGUUAGCAAAGCUAGUGAAGCUUCCAGACCUGUAGUGGCUCAAAAUCCAGUUGAUCCACCAGGAAGACCAGAAGUAACAGACGUCACCAGAUCUUCAGUGUCACUGAGCUGGUCACCCCCACUUUAUGAUGGUGGAAGCAAAAUUAUCGGAUAUAUUAUAGAGCGCAAACCAUAUAAUGAAUCUGGUGAUGGACGCUGGCUGAAAUGCAAUUAUACCAUUGUCUCCGAAAACUUUUUUACGGUGACAGCUCUUGGUGAAGAUGAAGCCUAUGAAUUCCGUGUACUAGCAAAGAAUGCUGCUGGUGUGAUUAGCAAAGGAUCUGAAUCAACUGGUGCUGUCAUUUGCAAAGACGAAUACUCACCACCAAAGGCCGAACUUGAUGCCAGACUGCAGGGAGAAGUUUUGAGCAUUAGGGCUGGAUCGGAUCUUGUUCUUGAUGCAGCUGUUGGUGGGAAACCAGAACCAAAAGUCUUCUGGUCCAAAGGUGACAGGGAACUGGAGCUAUGUGAAAAGAUAUCUCUGCAAUACACCAGCAAACGAGCUAUUGCAAUUAUCAAGUUCUGUGACAGAAGUGAUAGUGGAAAAUAUACCCUAACAGUUAAAAAUGCCAGUGGAAUGAAACAACUUUCUGUUCUCGUCAAAGUGCUUGAUUCACCAGGUCCAUGUGCAGGCAAAAUCAUGAUUAGCAGAGUAACAGAAGAGAAAUGUACUCUGGCAUGGAACAUUCCUGAGGAAGACGGGGGUGCAGAAAUCACUCACUAUAUCAUAGAAAGGCGUGAAACCAGCAGACUUCACUGGGUUAUCGUUGAGGCUGAAUGCCAGACUUUAUCCACUGUGGUAACAAAACUUAUUAAAAAUAAUGAAUACAUCUUCCGUGUGAGAGCUGUCAACAAAUAUGGACCAGGUGUUCCACUUGAAUCAGAACCUGUGAUUGCCAGGAAUGCUUUCACUAUUCCAACACAGCCUGGUGCUCCUGAAGAAGUGAGUGUCGGCAAGGAACAUAUCAUUAUUCAGUGGUCAAAACCAGAAUCAGAUGGUGGCAGUGAGAUUAAGGACUAUCUGGUGGACAAACGUGAAAAGAAAAGUCUGCGCUGGACGCGAGUGAACAGAGAUUACACCAUUUAUGAUACCAGACUGAAAGUCACUGGUCUCAUGGAAGGGUGCCAGUACCAAUUCCGUGUCACUGCAGUGAAUGCUGCUGGAAACAGUGAACCUAGUGAAGCUUCACAGUACAUGUUAUGUAAAGAACCAACAUAUACCCCUGCAUCACCUUCAGUUCCAAGAGUUGUGGAUACUACUAAGCACAGCAUAAGUUUAGCAUGGUCAAAGCCCACAUAUGAUGGUGGUGCUGACAUCUUAGGCUAUGUUCUUGAGAUGAAAGAAGAAGGUAGUGAACAGUGGUAUCGACCACAUACAACCGCCACUCUGAGGAAUGCUGAGUUCACCGUGACUGGUCUUAAAACAAACCAGAAAUACCAAUUCAGAGUUGCUGCUACAAAUGUGAAUGGUAUGAGUGAAUUUAGUGAAUCAUCAGCAGAAAUAGAACCUGUGGAAAGAAUAGAAAUACCUGAGCUUGAGCUUGCUGAUGAUCUGAAGAAGACAGUUACAGUCAGAGCUGGUGGUUCCCUCCGCCUGAUGGUCUCUGUAUCUGGCAGACCUGCUCCUGUAAUCACAUGGAGCAAGCAGGGUAUUGACCUUGUAAGUCGAGCUAUUAUUGACACUACAGACAGCUACACUCUGCUUAUUGUGGACAAAGUUAAUCGGUAUGAUGCUGGAAAAUACAUCAUCGAGGCUGAAAAUCAAUCAGGAAAAAAAUCUGCAACUAUUUCUGUGAAAGUGUAUGAUACACCUGGUCCACCAUCUUCAGUGAAAGUUAAGGAAGCAUCAAAAGAUUCUGUGACACUUACUUGGGAUAUUCCAAACAUUGACGGUGGAGCCCCAGUCAACAAUUACAUAAUUGAGAAACGUGAAGCUUCCAUGAGAGCUUACAAGACUGUGACUACCAAAUGCAGCAAAACAUUUUAUAGAGUUACUGGACUUCUAGAAGGAGCUUUGUAUUAUUUCAGAGUACUUCCAGAAAACAUUUAUGGCAUUGGUGAAGCUUGUGAAACAUCUGAUGCAGUACUAGUAUCUGAUGUCCCCAUGGUACCACAAAAACUCGAAGUGAUUGACACCACUAAAUCAACUGUUACUCUUGCAUGGGAGAAACCACUCCAUGAUGGUGGCAGCAGAUUGACAGGCUAUGUCAUUGAGGCCAGCAAAGCUGGAACAGAAAGAUGGUUGAAGGUAGUGACACUGAAGCCUACUGUCUACGAACAUACAAUUAUCUCUCUCAAUGAAGGCGAACAGUACUUGUUCAGGGUCAGAGCACAGAAUCAGAAAGGCGUGUCAGAACCACGAGAGACUGUCACUGCAGUAACAGUCCAAGACCAAAAAGUUCUACCAACAAUUGACUUUGCUGGAAUACCUCAGAAGACAAUUCACGUACCUGCCGGCAAGCCCAUUGAGUUAGCCAUUCCAAUUGAAGGACGACCACCUCCAACUGCAUCUUGGUUCUUUGCUGGUUCUAAACUAAAAGAAUCAGAACGCAUUAAAGUGGAGACUGUUGCCAAAAUGACUAAAUUAACUGUGCGUGAGACCACCAUACAUGACACGGGAGAGUAUACACUUGAACUGAAGAACACAACUGGAACAGUUACCGAUACACUAAAGGUUAUAAUCCUUGACAAACCUGGACCACCUACUGGACCUAUCCGAAUUGAUGAAGUUGAUUCAAAUUAUGUAACCAUCUCCUGGGAUCCACCUGAACUGGAUGGUGGAGCUACCCUUAGUGGAUAUGUGGUAGAACAGCGUGACGCUCACCGUCCUGGAUGGCUGCCAGUUUCAGAGUCAGUAACUAGAACAACAUUUAAGUUCACCAGACUUGUUGAAGGUGCAGAAUACGUGUUCCGUGUAGCUGCUACAAACCGCUUUGGAAUCGGAUCUUACCUACAGUCUGAAAUUAUAGAAUGCAAGAGCAGAAUCCGUAUUCCUGGUCCUCCUGGCACUCCAGAAGUGUUUGAUAUCUCUCGAGAUGGCAUGACAUUAACUUGGUAUCCUCCAGAAGAUGAUGGUGACUCACAGAUCACUGGUUAUAUCGUGGAACGCAAAGAAGUUAGAGCAGAUAGAUGGAUCCGUGUAAAUAAAGUCCCAGUUACUAUGACUCGUUACCGUUCCACUGGGUUGGUCGAAGGAUUGGAAUAUGAACACCGAGUCACAGCAAUCAAUGCCAGAGGCACUGGGAAACCCAGCCAUCCUUCCAAGUCUGCUGUUGCCAGAGAUCCAAUUGCUCCUCCAGGUAAACCUCAGAAUCCAAGAGUCACUGAUACUACAAGAACGUCUGUCUCCCUGGCCUGGAGUCCACCAGAAGAUGAAGGUGGUUCUAAAGUUACUGGUUACUUAAUUGAGAUGCAGAAGGUUGAUCAAUUUGAAUGGACCAAAUGCAAUACUACGCCAACCAAGAUUCGUGAAUACACCUUGACACAUCUCCCCCAGGGUGCAGAGUACAGAUUCCGUGUGCUAGCCUGUAAUGCUGGUGGGCCAGGAGAACCUGCUGAAGUGCCAGGAACAGUCAAAAUAACAGAAAUGCUUGAAUAUCCUGACUAUGAACUUGAUGAAAAAUACCAAGAAGGUCUCAUGGUGAGACAAGGUGGAGUAAUCAGGCUUACAAUACCCAUUAAGGGCAAGCCCAUCCCAGUAUGCAAAUGGACAAAAGAAGGACAGGACAUCAGCAAGAGGGCCAUGAUUGCGACUUCUGAGACUCACACAGAACUUGUGAUCAAAGAUGCAGAAAGAGAAGAUUCAGGCACCUAUGAUUUGGCACUUGAAAAUAAGUGUGGCAAAAAAGCUGUGUAUAUUAAAGUCAGAGUGAUUGGCAUUCCAAAUCCUCCAGAAGGGCCACUGGAGUAUGAUGAUAUACAAGCUCGUUCUGUCAGAGUAAGCUGGAGACCUCCUACAGAUGAUGGUGGUGCAGAUAUCCUAGGUUAUAUUGUUGAGAGAAGAGAAGUACCAAAGACUGCCUGGUACACCGUUGACUCCAGAGUGAAAGGGACAUCACUGGUGGUGAAAGGGCUCAAAGAAAAUGUGGAAUAUCACUUCCGUGUUUCUGCUGAAAACCAUUUCGGCAUUAGCAAAUCUCUCAAAUCUGAAGAACCAGCAGUACCAAAGACACCUCUAAAUCCUCCAGAGCCUCCAAACAAUCCACCUGAAGUGCUUGAUGUUACAAAGAGUUCUGUCAACUUGUCCUGGUCCAGACCUAAAGAUGAUGGUGGUUCUCGUGUAACUGGCUACUACAUUGAACGUAAAGAGACAUCUACAGAAAAAUGGGUCCGGCAUAAUAAGACACAGAUUACUACUACAAUGUACACAGUCACAGGACUUGUUCCAGAUGCUGAAUAUCAAUUCCGUAUCAUUGCUCAAAAUGACAUUGGUGAAAGUGAAGCAAGUCCUGCUUCUGAACCAGUUGUAUGCAAGGAUCCAUUUGACAAACCAAGCCAACCGGGAGAAAUUGAGAUCACUUCUAUAUCUAAGGACAGCAUUACAUUAGAAUGGGAACGACCGGAAAGUGAUGGUGGCAAAGAGAUCCUUGGCUACUGGGUUGAAUAUCGCCAGUCUGGAGAAAGCACCUGGAAAAAAUGCAAUAAGGAACGCAUCAAGGACAGGCAGUUUACAGUAGGAGGUUUACUAGAGGCUACAGAAUAUGAGUUCCGUGUUUUUGCAGAAAAUCAGACUGGCCUCAGCAGACCACGGAGGACUGCUAUGGCAGUGAAAACUAAAUUAACAUCUGGAGAAGCACCUGCCAUCAAAAAAGAAAUGCAGGAUGUUACAACUAAACUGGGUGAGGCGGCUCAGCUCACAUGCCAGAUUGUUGGGAGACCCUUGCCUGAUAUUAAAUGGUACCGCUUCGGCAAAGAACUGGUGCAAAGCCGAAAAUACAAAAUGUCAUCUGAUGGACGCAAUCAUACACUGACAGUACUGACAGAUGAACAAGAGGAUGAAGGUCUCUACACUUGUAUGGCUACCAAUGACGUCGGAGAAAUUGAAACUAGUGGCAAACUAUUAUUGCAGGCUCCUCCCCAGUUCCACCCUGGCUUCCCAUUGAAAGAAAAAUACUAUGCAGGUGCAGGUGGCACCCUCCGCCUUCAUGUUGUGUAUAUUGGCCGACCAGUACCAGCAAUAACCUGGUUCCACGGCAACAAACCUUUAAGAGGAUCAGAAACGGUUACUAUUGAGAACACAGAACAUUAUACUCAUCUUGCUAUUAAGAAUGUCCAGCACAAGACUCAUGCUGGGAAGUAUAAAGUACAACUCAGUAACACAUUUGGAACGGUUGACACUGUACUUAAUGUGGAAAUACAAGAUAAACCAGACAAACCACUAGGGCCAAUUGUUAUAGAGUCUAUACUGAAGAAUUCUGUGGUGAUAAGCUGGAAACCACCAGAGGAUGAUGGAGGUGCUAUGAUAACCAACUACAUCAUAGAGAAACGUGAAGCCAAGGAAGGAACAGAAUGGCAGCUUGUAUCUUCAAGCAUUUCAGGCACAACCUGUAGAAUUGUUAACCUAACGGAAAAUGCAGGCUAUUAUUUCCGUGUUUCUGCUCAGAAUACAUAUGGCAUUAGUGAAGCACUGGAGGUCUCAUCAGUGGUUUUCAUAAAGCCUCCAUUUGAAAAACCAGGGCAACCUGGCCAGCCAGUAGCAAGUGCUAUCACAAAGGAUUCCUGUGUUGUCUCAUGGAAGCCACCUGCAAGUGACGGCGGUGCAAAGAUUAGAACUUAUUAUCUUGAGAAGCGUGAGAAAAAACAAAACAAGUGGAUUUCUGUAACAACAGAUGAAAUCCGUGAAACAGUCUACUCUGUGAAAGAUCUUAUUGAAGGUCUUGAAUAUGAGUUCCGUGUAAAAUGUGAAAACCUUGGUGGUGAAAGUGAGUGGAGUGAGGUAUCCCAACCAGUCAUUCCAAAAUCUGAUGUACCCAUUAAAGCUCCACAUUUCAAGGAAGAACUACGGAAUCUGAAUGUGAAAUUCCAAGCUAACGCCACGUUUGUCUGCAAAGUCACCGGUCAUCCUAAGCCAAUUGUCAAGUGGUACAGACAGGGCAAAGAAAUUAUGCCAGAUGGGGAAAAGAUCAAGAUACAGGAAUUCAAGGGUGGAUAUUACCAGCUGGUCAUCACAAAUGUAACAGAUGAUGAUGCCACAGUAUAUCAAGUUAGAGCUACCAACCAAGGAGGAUCUGUGUCUGGCACUGCCUCUUUGGAUGUUGAAGUUCCUGCAAAGAUUCACUUGCCCAAAAACCUGGAAGGCAUGGGAGCUGUUCAUGCCCUCCGAGGGGAAGUAGUGAGCAUCAAGAUUCCAUUCAGUGGCAAGCCUACCCCCGUGAUCACAUGGCAGAAGGGACAAGAUCUCAUUGAUACUAAUGGACACUACCAAGUCAUUGUUACGCGAUCAUUCACAUCUCUUGUUUUCCCAAAUGGUGUUGACAGAAAAGAUGCAGGAUUUUACAUCGUUUGUGCCAAAAACAGAUUUGGAAUCGAUCAAAAAACAGUUGAAUUAGAUGUGGCUGAUGUGCCUGAUCCACCAAGAGGUCUAAAGGUAACUGACAUUUCAAGGGAUUCAGUCAACUUAACCUGGAAUGAACCAGCUACAGAUGGUGGAAGCAGGAUCAUAAACUACACUGUUGAGAAACGUGCUACAACAGCAGAGCGAUGGAUUCGUGUUGCACAAGCUCGUGAUACACGAUACACAGUGGUGAACCUAUUUGGCAAGACCACCUACCAGUUCCGUGUAAUUGCAGAAAACAAGUUUGGCCAAAGUCAGCCUUCUGAACCCACUGAUCCAGUUGUAACAAAGGAAGAUAAGACUAGAGUAAUGAACUAUGAUGAAGAAGUUGAUGAGACCAGAGAAGUCACAACAGCUAAAGCAGCUCACUGUUCUACAAAAGAACUAUAUGACAAAUAUAUGAUCGCAGAAGAGCUUGGACGUGGGCAAUUUGGCAUUGCACACCGCUGUGUUGAGGCAGUUUCAAAAAAGACUUACCUGGCCAAGUUUGUCAAAGUAAAGGGCGCUGACCAAGUUUUGGUAAAGAAAGAAAUUUCCAUUCUAAACAUUGCUAGGCACCAAAAUAUCCUGUAUCUUCAUGAAUCAUUUGAGAGCCUAGAAGAACUGGUCAUGAUAUUUGAAUUCAUUUCUGGAGUUGACAUCUUUGAAAGAAUCAGCACACCUUCAUUUGAACUUAAUGAAAGAGAAAUAGUAAGUUAUGUGCGCCAGGUCUGUGAUGCACUAGAAUUUUUACAUCGCAAUAGCAUUGGACAUUUUGAUAUUAAACCAGACAAUAUUAUUUACUUCACAAGAAGAAGCUCUGUAGUUAAAAUUGUUGAAUUUGGUCAAGCCAGACAAUUGAGGCCUGGAGACAGCUUUAGACUCCAGUUCACUGCCCCUGAAUAUUAUGCACCUGAAGUACAUCACCAUGAUUUGGUCAGCACAGCUACUGACAUGUGGUCAGUUGGUGCUCUAACAUACAUACUUCUCAGUGGCCUUAAUCCUUUCAUUGCUGAAACCAACCAACAAGUUAUUGAGAAUAUUCUAAAUGCUGAAUACAGCUUUGAUGAUGAAGCAUUCAAAGACAUAAGCGUCGAGGCCAUGGACUUCAUUGAUCGUCUACUAGUAAAAGAAAGAAAAUCUCGGAUGACAGCUGCUGAAGCUCUUAAUCAUGUGUGGCUAAAACAGCAGACAGAGAAGACCAGCACUAAAGCCAUCAAGACCCUGAGGCACAGGCGUUACUACCAAACUCUAGUAAAGAAGGAGUGGAACACAGUUGUGUCAGUAGCCCGCAUUUCCUGUGGAGGCGCAAUUAGAUCCCAGAAAGGCAUAACAGUUGCUAAAGUCAAAGUUGCUCCAAUAGACAUUGGGCCUAUUGCUGGGCAGAUAAAGCAUAAUGUUGCAGAAGAAGGAGGGCACGCCAAAUAUGUAUGCACGAUUGAAAACUAUGAUGAGUCCACACAAGUCACAUGGUACUUUGGCAUGAGACAAUUAGAAAGCAAUGAGAAAUAUGAAAUUAAAUAUGAAGAAGGCGUGGCAACCAUGUAUGUCAAAGAUGUUUCUAAAUCAGAUGAUGGUACCUACAGAUGCAAAGUAGUAAAUGACUAUGGUGAAGACAGCUCUUAUGCAGAACUUUUUGUUAAAGGUGUGAGGGAAAUUUCUGAGCACUACAGAUGCAGAACUGUUAGAAAAGUGAAACGACGGGUUGAUACUAUGAGACUACUAGAGCAUCCACCAGAAUUUACUCUGCCUUUGUACAACCGCACUGCAUAUGUCGGAGAAAAUGUCAGGUUUGGAGUCACUAUAACAGUUCACCCAGAACCUCGCUUAACAUGGUUCAAAUCAGGCCAGAAAAUCAAACCUGGUGAUGAUGACAGGAAGUAUACUUUUGAAUCAGACAAGGGUCUUUAUCAACUAGUCAUCAAUAAUGUCACUGAAGAGGAUGAUGCUGAAUACAGUAUAGUGGCACGCAAUAGAUUUGGUGAAGACAGCUGCAAAGCUAAGCUGACUGUGAUUCCACACCCACCUCCAGCAGAUGCCACACUCAGGCCAAUGUUUAAAAGACUGCUGGCAAAUGCUGAAUGUCAAGAAGGCCAAAGUGUCCGUUUUGAGAUCAGGGUAUCUGGUGUACCAAAACCAACGCUGAAAUGGGAGAAAGAUGGUCAACCUCUAUCCUUUGGUCCCAACUUUGAUAUAAUUCAUGAAGGUUUAGAUUAUUAUGCUUUGCAUAUCAGAGAUACUUUACCAGAAGACAGUGGCUAUUACAGAGUUACAGCUACUAACAGUGCUGGAUCUACAAGCUGUCAGGCUUAUCUAAAAGUUGAACGCUUGAAAUAUGUCAAGCGUGAGUACAAGACUGAAGAAGAGCGGGAGAAGCAUGUACAAAGGCAAAUUGACAAGACCCUACGAAUGGCAGAAAUCCUUGCUGGGGUUGAAGCUGUUCCACUGACACAAACUGCACAAGAGGCUCUCAGAGAAGCUGCUAUUUUAUAUAAACCAGCUGUUAGCUCGAAGACUGUCAAAGGUGAAUAUGAAAUUAAGAAAGAAGAAGAAAAGAAGGAGGAAAGAAGACUUCGCAUGCCAUACGAGGUCCCAGAGCCUCGCAAACAUGCUGCUCUUGAGGAAGAUCAGAAUAUUAAACACUAUGUGCCUCUGUCAGACAUGAAGUGGUACAAGAGGCUGCGAGACCAGUAUGAAAUGCCAGGAAAACUUGAGAGGACUGUUCAGAAACGCCAGAAACGCAUACGUCUUUCCAGGUGGGAACAAUUUUACGUGAUGCCACUGCCACGUAUUUCUGACCAGUACAAGCCUAAGUGGCGCAUACCAAAGCUAACACAAGAUGAUCUUGAAAUUGUGAGGCCAGCCCGUCGGCGUACCCCAUCUCCAGAGUAUGAAUAUUACUAUAGGCCAAGGAGGCGAUCGCUUGGCGACUUGUCUGAUGAGGAAUUGCUUAUGCCUAUAGACGACUACUUAGCCAUGAAGAGAACUGAAGAGGAAAGACUGCGCCUUGAAGAAGAGCUGGAGUUAGGCUUUUCUGCUUCCCCACCAAGUAGAAGCCCCCCACGCUUUGAACUCUCUGCCCUUCGGUAUUCUACUGCAGGAGCACAGGUCAGUUCAGAGGAAGAAAGAAAAAGAGAGCUGAGGUAUUCAAGCUAUCACAUCCCAACUAAAGCUGAGACCAGUGCAAGCUAUGCAGAACUUCGUCAACGCCAUGACAGGGCUGCCUACAGACCACCUAAACAAAAGCAAAGAAUAAUGGAUGAGAGGGAGGAUGAAGAAUUGCUCCGUCCUGUUGGCACUGCUCAACGACUCUCUGAAUACAAGAGUGAGCUCAAAUAUAUGGCAGAAGAAGAAAAGAGUAGACUCAGGAGAAGGAGGGAAAGAGAAAUAACUGAGAUCGCAUCAGAAGAAGAAGAAGAAAUAGAAAUGGUACAACAUGUUCACAGGGAAUUUUCACCUCCCUCUAGACUAUUAAGGAGAAGAAGAUCCCUUUCUCCAACUUACAUUGAGUUGAUGCGUCCUGUAUCUGAAUUAAUUCGACCUCGCUCACGGCCUCCUGAAGAAAGUGAGAGAAGAUCCCCAACACCAGAGAGAACUCGACCACGCUCACCUAGCCCAGUUUCUAGUGAAAGAUCUCUCUCACGGUUUGAGAGGAUGGCAAGAUUUGAUAUAUUUUCUAGAUAUGAGUCUAUGAAAUCUGCUUUGAAAACUCAAAAAACUAUGGAAAGGAAAUAUGAAGUUCUGACCCAGCAACCUUUCACCCUUGACCAUGCUCCUCGCAUUACUCUGAGAAUGCGUUCACACCGGGUACCGUGCGGCCAUAAUACCAGGUUUAUUCUAAAUGUCCAGUCAAAACCAACUGCUGAAGUGAAAUGGUACCAUAAUGGCAUUGAGCUCCAGGAGAGCAGUAAGAUACACUUUACUAAUACCAGUGGUGUGUUAACUCUAGAGAUUCUUGACUGCCACAUUGAUGACAGUGGAACGUACCGGGCUGUAUGCACAAACUACAAAGGAGAAUGUUCUGAUUAUGCAACGCUGGAUGUUACUGGAGGAGAUUACACUACAUACUCUUCCCAGAGGAGAGAUGAAGAAGUACCAAGGGCAAUUUUACCUGACUUGACAAAAACAGAGGCAUAUGCAAUCUCCUCAUUUAAGAAAGCAUCUGCUACAGAAGCAAGUUCCUCAGUAAGAGAGGUCAAAUCAGAAAUGUCAGCAACAAGAGAAUCACUUUUAUCCUAUGAACACUACGCUGCUUCUGAAGAAAAAGUCACUGCAGCUGAAGAAAAAUCAUUGGAAGAAAGGACUGUACACAAGGCGUUUAAAAGCACUCUACCAGCAACAAUCCUUACAAAGCCACGAUCAAUCACAGUUUCUGAAGGGGAGACUGCGAGAUUUUCCUGUGAUGUUGAUGGUGAACCAGCACCAACAAUAACCUGGUUCCGUGCAGGUCAACCCAUUGUUUCUUCAAGGCGCUUCCAAGUAACACGAACACAGUACAAGUCUACCUUUGAAAUUUCUUCAGUCCAGAUGUCAGAUGAAGGGAGUUACACUGUUGUAGUGGAAAACUCUGAAGGAAGACAGGAAGCGCAUUUUACUUUGACCAUUCAAAGAACAAAAAUUCCUGAGAAAACAAUUACAUCACCUCCAAGGAUCAAAUCUCCUGAGCCUCGUGUAAAGUCUCCAGAGCCAGUUAAGUCUCCUAAACGAGUGAAAUCUCCUGAACCCAUCAGCAGUCCCCCUAAAGCUAAGUCACCACCUGGAGACAAAACAGUACCAACAGAAAAAGUACAAUUACCAGCUGCUUCUCCACCAAAGAUAAAACAGCAUCUGAAAGCAGAAGCUCUUGGAGAUAAGGUAAAGUUAUCCUGUGCAGUUGAAAGCAAUGUUUUAAGUGUCAGAGAAGUGGCUUGGUAUAAGGAUGGUAAAAAACUGAAAGAAGACCAUCAUUUCAAGUUUCAUUAUUCAGCAGAUGGCACUUAUGAGCUCAAAAUCCAUGAGCUCAUGGAAUCUGAUAAAGGAGAAUACACCUGUGAAAUUAUUGGGGAAGGAGGUGUUUCAAAAACUAACUUCCAGUUCACUGGCCAAGUAUUUAAAAAUAUCCAUUCCCAGGUAAGAAGUGUAUCUGAAUCUCAUAAAUCAGUUCAGAAAGAAGAUGAGUUGCUUACAGUUUCUACCCAAAAGAAAAAAGUAGUGGCAACUGAAGAGAAAUCCGCAGUUCAAGAAGUCAUUCAAAAGUCAGUUGUUACUGAAGAUGUCAAGCAAGUGAAAGCAGAAAUUAAAGCUUCUUCAACUAAAAUGACAGUAUCUGAAGGGCAGAAAGUGACGUUGAAGGCCAACAUUCCCGGUGCCUCUGAAGUAAAAUGGGUGCUGAAUGGAAUGGAGCUGAGAAAUUCAGAGGAUUACAGAUACGGUGUUUCUGGAAGUGAUCACACACUAACUAUCAAAAAGGCCAGUAGUAAAGAAGAAGGUAUACUCACCUGUGAGGGUAAAACUGAUGAAGGCAUUAUUAAAUGCCAGUAUGUUCUGACCUUCUCUAAAGAGCGCUCCAAUGAACCAGCAUUCAUCAUGCAGCCUAAGUCUCAAAAUGUCAACGAAGGACAAGACGUGUUGUUCACCUGUGAAGUUUCUGGGGAUCCUUCUCCUGAAAUUGAGUGGUUAAAGAAUAAUCAGCCUAUUGCAGUUUCAUCGCAUAUCAGAGUAACUCGCUCUAAAAAUAUAUAUUCUCUUGAGAUUCGAAAUGCAGCAGUGAGUGACACUGGAAAAUACACAGUCAAGGCAAAAAAUUACCAUGGGCAGUGCUCUGCCACAGCAUCUUUGACUGUACUCCCUCUAAUUGAAGAACCUCCAAAAGAGGUAGUAUUGAAGACCAGUGGCGACGCAAGCAUGCACGAAAGUUUUUCUUCUCAGUCCUUUCAAAUGGCUUCUUCUAAACAAGAGGCUUCAUUCAGCAGUUUCAGCAGUAGCAGCAUGACUGAAAUGAAAUUUGAAAGCAUGUCUGCCAAAAGCAUGUCCUCCAUGAAAGAAUCCUUUGUAGAGAUGAGCUCCAGCAGUAUUAUGGGGAAAUCUAGUAUGGCUCAACUGGAGAGUUCAACUAGUAAAAUGCUCAAAUCAGGUCUGAGAGGAGUACCACCUAAAAUUGAAGCUCUCCCAUCCGAUAUCAGCAUUGAUGAAGGAAAAGUUCUUACACUGUCCUGUGCCUUUUCGGGUGACCCUGCUCCUGAAAUAACAUGGUACUGCAGAGGGAGAAAAAUAACCAGUCAGGACCAGCAAGGCAGAUUCCACAUUGAAACCAGUGAAGAUCUAACCACUCUGAUCAUCAUGGAUGUCCAGAAGAACGACGGUGGACUUUACACCCUGAAUUUAGGAAAUGAAUUUGGUACCGAUUCUGCCACUGUGAAUAUUAAUAUUCGAUCACAUUAGAGAGUUCGAUAUGUAUUAUUUACACUUGUUUUUUUACAAGUGAUUCAUAUAUGGACUGAAAUAUCUGAUUAUGUAAAUAUGAAAAGAAAAAAUAUUUUUUUACCUACCUGAAUGAGACAAAGUCCAGAGCUAUACAUUAUGACUUAUAGUCAUUAUUGACUUAAGAAUUUAAAACACGUUUUUCACUGACAUGUACAUACUGUAUAUAGCCGAAGUUAACGGUUAUAAAGUUUUGUACCAUUUAUUUUAUGACAUUUUGAAACGUAACUUUUGGAACUAACAGUUGGCAGGAGAAAGUUUCCUAGCAAACGACUACCCUGCUCAACAUUUAACUAAUUUCUGCGCCUCAACUCAUUGUUGAUGUCUAAGAAUGCCUCAACAGGUAGAGAGUCUCCCUGUUGAAGACUACCUACACCUAUGAGAUGAUACUGUGCGUAGUAUUUCAUACAUGCACAAAUAUUUAUGUUGAAUCAGAAAUGUAAGGCAUUGGUGAUGUUUGCAAUUACCCUCCUGUAAGCAUUGCUUUAAUGUUUUACAUUGGAUCUGAUUAUGUCAUUAUUUCCAUACCUGACUGACAAUUUUUGGACAAAGUGCAAGCGGCCAGCACUUUGUUCAUCCAGUGUGUACUGUUUCUGACAUAUUGACUGCCUGAAUAGCUUUUGAAAAAGUAACAUCACCUGGCCAUCCCCUUAAUCAACAAAGCUAUUUAGGUAUUCAAGUGCAGCAGCAGUACCCCAUCUCGGAGGUUCAUAGGGUGCAGUGAUUGAGUAUGUGUGGUAGAAUUAGACACCCUGUAGUCGCUUCCGGGCAACUAAGCAAUGAACCACAGUUUGAAAACAAACUGUUGCUCCAACAUUAAAUACCGCCCUGCACUUCAAUUUGCUUUAGUUCUCCUAAUGUAGUAAUAGAGCUUAUUAGCUGUUGAACCUCCUUGAGAAUUGUUCAUUUGAAAUAAAGCAUGCUUUCUGCACCAUAAAA
Messenger RNA from Empidonax traillii (willow flycatcher), 67848 nucleotides. RefSeq names its product titin (gene TTN). NCBI's taxonomy places the organism in Eukaryota, Metazoa, Chordata, Aves, Passeriformes, Tyrannidae. Gene Ontology annotation, molecular function: ATP binding; protein kinase activity; protein binding. The record is from RefSeq and is a predicted model, not a curated record. Gene Ontology annotation, biological process: protein phosphorylation. The transcript has 140 exons. The coding region runs from base 139 to 66870 and encodes 22243 amino acids.